Xyrichtys novacula (pearly razorfish) is the source of this 69480-nucleotide messenger RNA. NCBI's taxonomy places the organism in Eukaryota, Metazoa, Chordata, Actinopteri, Labriformes, Labridae. The record is from the annotation of a GenBank genome assembly.
GAGGGCGGGGUCAGUAUUUGGCAGGUUCGUCCCUCGAGGGUGUGUAUGUACGCUUGUGUAUGCACGCGAGUGUGAGUGAGAGAGACUCGCUAAGCAACGACCUGCAAACGGGCAUCUGAGCCAGUCCGAGCAAAAAAAAGAAAAAGAAAAAACAGGAACAACACUAUCUGCGAGUGUCUUUGCAAUGUUCCCGACAACAUUCCCACACCGCCUGCUCUGAUCUCAUCGAAGUUGCCGUCCCUCCACCCGUCGGCCACAGAAACCAAAGCAGAAAUUAAUGCAUCUUGCUCCGUGUUCCUGUUUGUUUUGACCUGGUAAGGUAUCCUGCUGGAUUAGCUCGCCGUGCUAACAGCGCUUCUUCUGCUUCACUCAGCAUCUUAGAAGCUAAACGCUAGCCUGCUAAGCUAACUAUGUCUGACGCUUCUUCUUGUCUUUAUUGAGCAAUGUCCUCCUGGUUUUUUAUUGAAUUUUUUCGCCGUAGUUGUAUCUUUGUUAAGAGGGUUUGUUAAAAUGCACAGAGGGAGUAAGGAACCGCUAACGGCUUCAGUUGUUGUCCAGUUGCGAGCUAACGGCUAACGGAUAGCAACGGAGGCAGCAGUUCCAUCACAUCUGUGGCUCCUCCGCACACAGGUCGGUUAACUUUGAGACAGGAAGAGAAAUAUCACUGUAAAUAAUGUCAUUCUUUAGUUUUGUGGUUGUUACACACAGAUAUGGCUUGUCUUCUUUUAAAAUUUUAAAGAAAUUUGAUUUUGUUGUUGAAAAUUGUCGAGUUUUGUGUUUAGAGAAUAUGAGGAAAAAUCUCCUGGUUAUUCGAUGUAGUCGUUAACAGAAACAUAAAAACCGAACAUUUUGUGUUUCAUGUGUCUGAACUUUUUGUUCUGCUAAACUGGAGCCGGUAGUUUCGCUUUCUGCUCGGACCGUUUCUGGAAAGCCUCAGCAGCCUGUACCUAUGCCUCAGCCCUUUGCCAUGAAACUGUCUGUGCUGGAAUGUUCUGGUACUUUGUGGCAUUAGGGGACUUUAGUGCCUGAGUUGUCCUCUUGCAUAGAUUUUUAACUGCAUAAUUGAUUCGUCGACGCGGAUUGUAGGCUGACUUUCAAUUCUGGGCUCUCUGAAAUCCUCUGCACAUUGCAUAAUCUUAUCCGGCCAUUGGCCCGAAUUAGAAGAGGAUUGGGCUCCCCAUAUGUUGUACUACAAGGGUGAGGAACAGGCUUGUAUUAUCAGAGAACACUGUGGAUUAAAGCCUUACCUCUAGGUUAUUUUUUAACAUCUCUGGAUAUCAGUAGACUUAAAGAACUAAUGUUGUCCAUAAAUACUAGUUUUACAAAGUCAUUAUUCUUCAAACUCAAUCAUCACUAGAGAUGAACAUUUCUGGAUCACUUUAUGAUGGAUUUGCACACCUAUUUUCACUGCAAGUCUCUCCUGCACUAGAGUUUACCCAUUACUCUUAGUUUGACGGUUUAUAUAUUUUGGAAGAAGGCAUAAAAUACAACAAACAACAUUUGAUUCUGCCAUAAAUGAUAAAUAUAUUCUUAUCAAACACAGACGCUUGAUAACAUAUCAGAUGUCUGUUUCUGACAUUUAAAGAAACACUUCCAUACAGCUGGCAUGGUGAGUUUGUUGUUGACGCAUGUGUCCCCCUUACUGGUUGUAUGUAUUUGCUUAAGUUUUCAUAUCCAACAAUACUGACAACAAUUUUUUUCAAGUUGUUAUCUGUUAAUAUUGAUAUCAUGCUUUUAAUAUUUUGCAUCCUUGAGUGACACUGUCAGAGAGGUAAUAUUUCUACUUUCAGUGUCAGACUGAUAUAAUGAUAGGUGGUAGUGUUUUACAAGAGUCUAUUACACUGCAGUGGUUUUUGUACUCUGAUUUUUAUGAUUUGCUGAAGUGAAAGAAUUAUAGUAUGAUCAUUUUAAUGAUAUACAUUAUAGUUCUUCAAACAACCUUUAAAGGAAUUUUAAGUACCCCCUGCAUUACUUCCAUCCUCAAAGUAAACCUUAAAUGAGGGACAAAGAUCUGGGAAAUGUUAGAGUAAUGCAGGCCAGGUCAAUGUCACUGCUACGAAGUGACGUUGACAUCAAGACAGAACCAUGGUAAAGCUGUUCUAUUGGAUCACAUAUUGUACAAGUGUUAAAAUUAAAAAAUGAGUAGGGGUUGCUUGUUGUGGUGUAUCAUAAUCUAUUAUUUGUGCAGUGUCUGGAAGUUGAAUAUGCUCAUUGUGAAUAAUGCACUCUUUGUAGAUUGGUUCUAUAGCAGCAUGAAAAAAAGCUUUUUCUUAUAGAAUAAAAUCGGCUCUUUUGAAUGCGUACGAUGGAUGCUUUUAGCGGAACUCAUGCAGACUCCAUCCUAUUAGCUCAGUGGAGUUAAACCUGUUAGUAAAAAAGUAAAACACACUCGGUUGUUGUGUAAGAGAUAGCAGGUAUGUCUAUGGACAGAUUUGACCAAAGGUCAGCCAAGCUGUGGUGCUAGUAUUGGAAAAGUGUUAGCAAACUGCUGUUGAAUCAGCAAGUGUGAUACACCUUGUAGUAUUGGUGUUCGACACUCAGCUUCAAAUAUAUGAUCUACCCAACUAAACAAAUGAAGCCUAGUUAAAAAAGAUCAGCCCACUUUCUGCUAUGAAUGUUCAGAUGUUUUUUGAUUCCUUGAGUUGGUUAUUUGAAAUCUCUUAUUCACGUUGAUAUGGUCUCGUGGUAUUGUACAGUCUGUUAUUCUGAUGUGUUUUUUCUGUGUUCCUGUAUGCAUUUGUCAGUGAAGUCGGGCCUGAUCUUACUAUGUUGUUGCAUAAAUACAGCAGCCCUACCAUUACAAAUCCAAUUGACUCCAUGGCUGUCCUAUUAAACUGCAUUAGUCUAAGCCAGACAGACCUGCAACCAACAAUUCAUUUUAUUAUGAGUCAAUCUGACAAGUAAUUGAGAGCGUCCUGAUAGCUGACUGUAGCCAGUAUCUGGUCUGUUUCCAGCAGGGGACCUCUGUUGAAUGUCAGACCCUGUCUCUCCCUUUGUUUCUUGUCUGCCUCUAGACUCUCCUUUCAACUAAUGGCAGAUUUACCCAAACAUUAUUCUCAGUAUCCCUAUUUUUUGUCUCUUGCCAGACAUCUUGAAAAUAUCCGGGAAGAAAAGAUUUAUUUGUGGUUUUUUUCUAUCCCAAAAUGAGACACAAACAAUACAAGCUUAAAAGGUUCAUUUCUCUGCAGUUUGUGACAAAAAUAAGACAGUUAAUCCCAUCCCCCCUUUUUUGAUUUGACUUAAGAAUGUUCGACAUUUUAUGCUAGAAAAAUAACUAGAAUAAUUUGCCUUUAAGCUGAAUUCUUAAAUUAAUACUAAGUAAUUCUUACUUACUGUACCUCAGCUGAACCUGUAGCUUUUUGCGUGACGGAUCUCACGUAUGCACAUACCGACAGUGUCAAAAUUCCACCGGCCCCCUGCUGUGUGAGAUAAGGCUGGGUACGUAAGAUGACCCAUAGUUUUUAUAUGGAAGGAAAACACGUGCACACACAACAGUGUCAUAACCACACAGCUGCCUGCAGUGUGGGAUUGUUGUUGCCAGGUCAGUGAGUGGUUGUUUUAGACUCGGUGGACAGGGGCCAAGCUAAACUAAGUGUGGUCCAAAUCUCUCUAAAGCUGGUUCCACACUGCCAGAAAUUCACCAAAUUUAAUCCCUCUGCACCUGUAUGAAAAUGUACUCUGAAAUCGCGCUUUUUGUCAGUUGAAACAUAACUCGCUUUUAAAAUCAAGCCUUAUGUGCGAAGAGGUAGGACCUGCGCAGGAUCAAGCUGACAUCUAUUGUCAACAGUUGUUUUAAACAGUUAUCAGAGCAGUGCUAUUGGAUGAAAUAACAGUGACUGGAGAGGGGAUCUAACAAGAACCCUCGGAAGAUUAUCUCUUGGUGUAUGUUACGCCAAAAUGGGCCAGAGGCAGUUUCACACAGUGUGGCACUGACCUGGCCCCAAGAUUGUGCAAAUACAGAUCUUCCAUUAGACAGCUGAAAUAACAAAGACUUCUUCAGGGGAACCAUCUUUUAUUGAUAUGUUGUCUUUCCAGAGAAAAGGCUUUUGGGAGAGUUUGCUUUCAUAUCCUGGACUUUAACUGUACUUAAGAAAUUCUGUUAUCAAUCAUUUAGAGACCAACGGAUUGUAGAUGAUUUGAUUUUUAGAGUAGCAUCAAAAUUGAGAGAGCAGUGUGACUCGUAAAAAGUUGGUUGUUUGAUCAAUAAUUUCUAAACUUUGUAUUUUGUGGAAACUGUCACAUCUUGAAAAGAGAAUUUGAUAAGGCUGUGAGCUUGUGUUAGAAUUAAAAGCCUGCGAAGAAGGAAGAACUUUCGUGCUUCUGAUUCCUUUAUGACAGGUCGGAAAUUUUUUUGUCAAAAACCAAGGUGCUUUCCACAGAACAGAUGUGUGAAUGUGCAUUAAAGGGCACAGAUAUGAUUUUUCCACAGAGGAGUUUUCUGAUGAGAGAACAGCUGUUACAGUCGGUCAGAUAAUCUGACACUCAGCAGCCAUUUUUUAAAAUCCAAUCAGAAAAUAGUCCCUUUCCCAGUUUCAUCCUUUCAAAUAGGACCAGACUAUAAGACCUAAAAAAAGAUUCACACUGAACUCAAUUUACACUUGAUUUUUUUUUCUUCUUCUUUUCUUUCCAAAGCAACAAAGACAUGAAUCAGAGAAAAUUUUUAGCCCAUGAGUGAUUAGCUCACCUUUGUUGUCAUCAGGGAAGUAAGUGGUUUAGAGGCAGACAAUCCGCAGAGCCCUGUGGUCAGUGAUAAAACACACCAUCAAUCUCAUAGUGAAAUAAAACAACUUCCCCUCCAGCUCUGUAGCAAUCUUUUCUCAUACCGAUGAGACACAGAUGAGGCUCGGCUACUCUUGCGAAAAACUUGCAGCUUUGAUUGAAAAUCUGGACUUUUAAAAUCUUUAACAAUCACAUCCUAUGCCACAAGUACGGGUUUCAUUUUGACUAUUUAUUGCCCUACAGUCAAAUGUGAAUACCUGCAAUUGUUUUCACCACCUCUGAUAUGGAAUUGGAUGUUGAGUGUUUUGGACAGUUAGUUUGAUUUGUACUUUGUUGUGAUGGACCCAACAUUUAACUAGUUUUUAAGAACAUUUCUGCAAACAGAUCUUUGAUAAUUAGAGUUUUAAGUUUUGGCCAUAUGCAAGAGCUUUACCUUUGAAAAAAAAUGCAGUGGAUUAGUAAAUGCAGGGUGAUAUUAAGUACAAUGUCAUUUCAAGCUAUUUGCCAGCCUGUUGAUAUGUCUUGAAGUUAACUUAUUUUUGAAUAACAUUGUUGUAAGUUGUUAGAUCGGAGUCAUUACAAACCACUGCUGAUUUAUGUGAACUGGAAUCAUUUCAAUGAAAUUCCUUUACCCACUACUCUGAUCCACUGGAUCACAUAAAACCAACAUCAUCCCAUGUAUUAUUCCACAUAUUAACGUCAGGUCAUCUGUCCAGUUACUGACAUUAACCUUUGAUUUGAUUUGGGAAGUUAGCAUUUAGUCAUCAUUACUGUAUUUUUUCUUUUCUUUUUUUCCUCACCAAGCAAAAGACAGGAGACACUUGAGUACCCCAAGUAAUCCUGGCAACAUCCUGUGCUCUUAGGUAACUGAAGUGGUCUAGGAUAGGGGGAGCGGUUAUAAGGGCACAACAUCUACUGAAUGUGCUGGGAUAAAAACAGAGUGAUCACAUUACUGGAAAUACAGGAUGACAAACUGUCAUAGCCUCUUUCUUACCUAAAGCACUUUUUUUUUCUCCAGGCUUGCACGAUAUCGACGGUGUGAUUUUCUGUGAAGUUGUUUUAAAAAAUGUGCAUGGAAAGCACUACGCUUGUCUUUUUAGUAUUGAUUUAACUUCUCUGUGGUGCCCUCAAAUUGCUCUGUCACUCUGCCUGGUCAUUGUUUCGAUGCUCUUUUGCUUGCUCUUUGUCCGUGUACUGUCACACCAUGUGGUUUAAUCUAGUUUAUACACACACAAACACAGAUGGAAAUGACAGCACUUGUACUAUCCUACAUGCUGUUUGUUCUGAGUUAAUUGAUCCAAUUCAGUCCACAUAUAAUAGAGCAAAUAGGGUUUAUUCAGUGAUUUUUAACUACAGGCCUGGGAUUUCCUCAUUGAUUUUUACAGUCUCACUUCCUCAUUGUACCAUUCCCGCUCGCAAAGAGCAAUCAGGCAAGUACAGAACAGAAAGACAACAGAUGGAGAGGGAUCUUUUUUUAAUGUAGCAAAUGCAGAAGCACACUGGCUGGUGUUUCACUGUGCAGUAGUCUGGAAAUUUCCAUUAGCUUGAACCACAGAAAGAGUGUGAGGUGAUAUAGAUCAAUACUAAAUCAAUAAAGCUCAAUGUCAUUGUCUGAGGUGAGGUGAGGCUCCCAGAAGCUCAUUGAAGGUUUGGAUCCCUUUUGAGCCACAAUGCACAAAUGUUUCUGUAGAAAGCAGUUGUUUUUGUGUAGCACAGUGAGACUCUGUGAAUUUAGUGCCUGGGGAGAAAUAACAGUAAAUUAACUGUUUUUUCAUCGUUUAAUGAAUGAAGAUCCCCGUGUCCUAAAUUAAAGCGUAUCUUCAGCUGACAGUGAAGAUAAAUAAAAUAAAUGAAAAGCUAAAAAUAGCAGCAAACUGUCUGAUUUCAACUUAAUUAACUUUUGUCUAAGUGGUUUAGCUCUUAAGUGAUUGAUUUAAUAUAAGGUAUAACAUACACAAAAAGGUUGGGCAGUGUAAUGAUAUAUAUUUUAAGAUCAUUAUUAAAGAGAGAGAGUCUGUAGAGUUUGUGGUAGCAAAAUUAGCAAAACCUGUUCAUUGAAGAUUUUAAUCCUAUAUUGAUUAUAUGAUAAAACAUCCCCCCAAAAUACACUUAGUUUAAUGCAGCAAACCAGUCCAGUACAAUCACAACUCCAGUAACAGAUAAUUGGAAACUGAAAAUUAGGAUAUAAGUGAUCUUUACUCUGUAACUGGUUAAAGUUUUAAAGUUCAUGCACAAUUUAUUUUCAGUUGUUUUGAUUUGACUCUUAUUUAUCAUUUGACACCUACAACUGUCAGUUGUCAGAGACCAUCCUUAGAAGGAGAAAAAAACAGGCCUAUUACUUCAUUCGGUAAAUAUGAAUAAAUAUAAUCCAGCUUUAGGGCUGGGUGCUUAAUUUUGAUUGUAAAUAUAGCCUCAAAAGAGCUUUUAGAAAGGUGUAUACAUAAGGCACUACAAACUUAAAAACAAAAUCCUUCGAACUUGAAGAUUGUAGAGUAGCUGUACUGAUAACAGCCAAAUAUCGAAGGAAUGAUGCAUGCUUAAAGAUGUUUUUUUUACAUAUGUAAUUACUAAUAUUGUUUUACUAAUAUUUUACUAAUGAAGUCAUAUUCACUGAGAUGCUUUUAGUCAAAAUAUAGUGCAAUACAUUGCAAAAACAAACAUUCUAUUUGGGUUUGAUGUAGUAGUAGUUGUGUUGUCAGAGUUCAGGAAAAAAAGUCUAAAUUUCCAUGUUUUGAAGAGUCCAUAAGCCAAGAACUCACCGAAAAGUAGGAUCUGUAUGACUGUUCACCCAGAUGGCAACCAAGCAAACUCUAUGCAAAUGUACAGAACAAAACGCUCCACUCCCACAGUCCCUAACACAGAGCUGCACUUGUUUUCACUGUAGGCGUUCAGGCUUUCUGCAGUGUCACAGCCCCUCAGGGCUGCAAAGAACAGAUCCUCUUUUACUGCUUUACCAAAAUGAUCUUGUAUGAUGUAUUAGGGAUUUGAUAAAACAUAGUGGAGGUUGAUUUGAAAUAUUGUUGACUGUGUUACCUGGAGUGCAUAAGCAAGGCCGAUUGAAAGGGAUUAAUCACCCAUCCAAAGAAACUCCCCCCUCCUCCUCCUCCAGCCAACGUUGUUAAGCAGGGCACUUAACCCUGGCGGGAGAGGUCCGAAGGAGAAAUUAACCGUUCGCUACAGAGGACUUAGUUCAGUGAAACUGUAACAGAAGUGUGAUGUUGUAGGUCAGAGCAACUUGUAAGACAGAUACUGAAUUGAUUCUAAAAAUGGGCUGGUAUAAAAUUCUAACAGUAAGAUGACCGUAAACUACUAAAAAGAUCAAGAUUUCACAGUGUCACAGUAAUAGCUCUGAAACAUGUUAUUUUGAAAUGUCAGGGACUCGGGGUUAAAAAAACAACAACUUUUCUGUUCAACACGAUCUAUUUUCAAAUAACUUAAAGGAUAUUUGUAACAUCAAUAAACAUGCACUGUAAGUUAGAUUUUAAAAUGUUUUAGAUGUAGAUUUUAUCUUAGGAUGCAUACACUUUGAUGCCUAUAUUUAUACAAUAUUGAUUCUGUUAUUUCAGAGUCAAUGCAUGAAGCACAGUCCCAAAAAAUGAGUCUCUCCAUUUCUGUGAUGGUCAUCUGACAAGUCUCUACUUCCUGUGUUACCUGGGUAACCAGUCCCACCCCAUGCAGUUAAUGAUCGGUUUACAGAAGCAGCAACACUAGCACCUUGUCCAACAGCAGCCUAUAUGUAGCGGCCAACACAGCUGAUACUCUCUGAAUGCCCUGGAAAAGACAACGGAUGUGGCGUUUUUUCUCUGUGUGCUCACGCUGCUAUUUGCACUUUUUGUCCUUGGGGACAGUUCCACUAAAACUUAGAGAGUUACACUGCAAGCGACUGAUAACCACAGCUAGUGGGCUGACACACAUAUCUCUGCAUGGUUUCUUUGCUACAUGCAGAUUUACUCGUCCAAUGCAAAUAACCGACAUCAGGCUGACACAGUUUUACACUGUAGGAAGGAUAUGAUGGUAAAUAUUAGUGGUUUUGAAACUGUGGUCUUGUGUUAAACAACGUCGUGGUUAAUUUGUGUUGUUUUCAUGCUGUUGUCUUCAUCCUUUUGUCUGUUUACACAUUUAUUGAAUGUGCAAUGAAUUUCAAGAUGCCUAUUUGAUUCAGUUCAGAUCUUCGUUUGGGCCAUGUGCGUGUGUGUCACUACUUAAAGGGGCCACACAAAGGGUGCCGAAGUGCUGGGAGCAUCUCUGUCAACGCUCCAAGUAACUGUUUAUUAUCUCUGAUAUGCUUUCCUUUAAUGUUGUUGGCAAACAGUACGGUCUGUGUAGACUGCAGUAACUGAGCAGCCUUAGAGACAGAAAGUUGUCUGGAUCUGAAUCUCAACCCAUAAAAUCUUGUAAAACAUCAGAUACUUUUCUGCAAACUUACCAAUGAUUUCAAUACAUGGAACAAGCGUUAUCUCUCUUCAUUCCCUCAGACGUUCAAUCUUCAAGGAAAAACUAGUUGAAGGAAAGUGAGGACAAAAUAAUACUUUGACAGAUUUCAGGCCUUAUGAUAGGUUUGUACACAGUAUUGUAGGGAAACAUAUCCUUUAAGGCGUUUGUUGUUUCUGUCGGACUUUCUUUAUGUCUUCAAAACAAAUAAAAGGAAGAUUCUGCUGCGAGAGAUCGAGAUAACAAGGCCUGAAAAAGCCUGUGCCCCCUGAAGACGUGCUUAUUAAUUUAUCACUGACAGGGCCGGCCUGGGAGCAGCAGCUAAACUGGGCUAGUGCUGUGAACUGCUGCUACUGAUUCAAGGGCAAACACCAGCUUUACAGCCGCUAUGUUUUAUUUCUGCUGCUCUCUACCUCACCUACUUUUUUCCCUUAUCCUGUCACUUCCUUUUUCCCCGCUUCCUUCAGUCCUCUAAUCUCCCUUAGCCAGUCUCUUUCUGAUUCUCUUUCAUUCUUCAUGAUGCUGCCUCUCCUGUUUUAUUUUUCCUUUCAUCCAUCUGUGUCCACGCCUCCUACCCUGACUCGACCCACUGGUAAAUGAGACACAGGACCAGGGUUGCAAAAGGGUGAAUAGAUGCUAUCUUUCUAUAUGUUACAGGCAUUGAGGGUAUAAAAAUGCAGAGUUUGGAUAAUUAGCACACUCGGAUAAGCAUGUUGUAUCCUUAAAUGAAUAAUUUCUUAAGUUCUAAGUAGCAGUUUUUCUGUUUCCUACAGACAUGGAAGGUGUAAAAAUAAAAGUUUGGAUAAUGAGGGCACUAGGAUAAGUCAGUUGUACCCCUAAACUAAUAAUUUCUUGAGCCUUAAAUAGUUUACAUUGUUGUACUUAUUACUGAACUCCAAUCCCCACGCUCUCCAUUUAUGAAUGAAAGAUUGGAACAAUCAUAAAUAAAUAUUACUGAACUAUAUAGCUGUAAAUAGCUGCAGUGUUGUUGACCUCAUGUUGUGGGCAGAAGUCCAACUGUUUUCUAAUGGUUGCCUGAAUUGACACAUGAAGUUUUUUGAUAAUUAAUUUAGAUUUGAGUGGAUAUAAAUCAAGCCAAGGCUAUUGGAUUCAAUAUUUGGGAAAGAUAAAUAAAUAAUCACUAAGCCUUGAAUUUGUUCAUGGGGAAAGUAAUUCAAGGCUACAUAUAAAUAAUUUGGGAGUAUACUUUAUUAUUUCAUGCUUUAAAAAAUGAAAUCCAAGAAAAGGACAAAUAAACUUUUUAGUCCCAGGUGUCCCCAUCCAGGCAACCCUCUCUAUUGGUGGUUCCUAUUGGUGCUGUUUGACCUCAAUCAGAGCUGGGUGUGUUAGAUAGACUGUUUAUUGACAAAUGACUCAACAGAAAUGAGGCCACAUGCAAUUGAGUUCAUUGUUGAAAUAGUCCUAGAUAGAAAAGCAAAUAGACAGAUUGCAUGGAGAGAGUAGCAUUUCAGGUUAAGUAAACUAAGAAUGGAAAAAAAGUUGGAGAGAGUGCCAAGUUCUGUUGAGGAGCAGGAAAAAAAAGUAUCAGUAAAGAUGACUUUUGGGAAUUAAAAAAUCUAAUUGUUCAGACAGCUCCUGUUUUGUUUUCUCAUAGAUGCAAGAGGAAAUAGAUUGACAGACAGGCAACUGUUGACAGACAAACAGACAAAGAGGAGGAUUGGCUCGUAGUCAGGGUUGGUCCGUUAAGUUAUGCGCUCCUAUAAACCUAAAGUCAUUAGGAGUGAUUCCUACAUUUUGACUCAUGCGCUGCAAGUGGGUUUGGUUAAAGAGUUUUUACAUCAACCUUGUCCAACAGGAAAUCCAACAAGCCUUGACAUUCGAUGUCGAAAUUGCCUUUUUUCCGAUUAGAUAACCCUCAUUAAUUGAAAAAAAAAAAACACGUUUUUCAGAGAAUGCCUGAGAUCAAAAUCAAAGCAUUUUUCAGCAAGUUUCCUCUAGAGCAAACUUUUCUCAGUUCAAACGAACAUGACUUGCGAGUCAGGGUCAGAGAGCUGUUGGGUAAAAGUGCUUUUCAAACAAACUCCUGCAGUGAAUUGCCCAGCAAGAGCUUUAAUGCAUGAAUAAAGCUGGAGUAUGACUUGCAUAUUUUUGCAGUUUAAUCCCUUUUAUGCAUGAUGUGAAUUUGAACUUAAGUGAGAUAUUUAAAGGCACAGAUAAAUUCACAAUCAACAAAUACAAUGCAGCACCCCAAUGUAGGAAUAUGUUGAAGUUGAUGCAACAUGUGAAAAUACCAAGUUGUUAUUUACUCUCAUUUGACAAGAUAAAAUUGAACCUGAUAAUAGUCUAAUUUCCCACAAUUACACAAGGCCAGCUCACGGUAACUCUCCUCAUACUCGGCAUACUUACCAUGUAUUAUGUGUUGACUGUUGACCUUCAUGUCAAGUUGGUAAUCAUGUCUCACCCCUGGCUUACUGCCCUGAGUCACACAGAAGAGCUCAGCUGUAAUGGGAGGCAGUUUAAAAUGUGCACCGGCAGGUUUUAGGUCAACAUUCACAACACGUUACCUUGGUGCUUUGAGGGUGUGUGAACAUAUUUGUGUGUGUUUGGGUUUUAAACAGGAGUUACAUUUCCCCUACGUAAGGGUUCGCUAGACCACAGACUUUCAUUUGCAAACAUUUUAUUCUUUUAAUGGCACCGUCAGCCUGUAAGUGUUUUGUCUACAGUAGACCGAUACAAAUGUGUGUAAUGUGUAAAUAAGUGUGCUGCAAAAAGACACGAGCAGGAAACAAAGACUCUAUAAUGUGCAGGUUAUUGAUAGCCUCAGUAGAAAAUUAACUUCCUAACAGGAAGCGAUGUACUUAAAGCUGUCUGUGCUAGUAAAUGAGUAGGCAUCAAGUGUAAAGUUCUGUGCACAAAGAAUGACAUACAUACUGUUAAUAUUAGCCAGAAAAAGUAGUCCAAUUGUGAGAUGACCCUCUAUCCCUACUUUAUCUUUUGAAAAAACAUUCUUAUUAAAUUCAUGCUACACUGUAAAACUUUAUCAGAUCUAUUAUUCAGUGUGGCUUUCCUGUGACUCUAUUAACAUAUAAGCUUCACUGAUUAUUUCUGCGUAUUUUUUUGUGCCUCAAGCUGAUUUGCAGAAUAUCUAAAAAAGUAUCAGCAUUAUAUUAUAUUAAAUUAUUUCCAGAAAUUAAUUGUGAUUGCCCACUGCCUUAAAAAAAUACUGUCAACUGUUUGCCUCAAUAAUCUACUCACUGCACCUUUAAAGAUGCUCAUUUGUCCAGCAACACUAAAGCUGAAAUAAGCUCUAGAUGCAAGAGUCAUUUUAGGUUGUGAGUUAACAACUUUUCAUUGCGAUUCCUAGAAAAUUGUCAUAUUUUGGUCAAUAUAAUUCCACAUAACUGCAACAGACAAUGUUUCUCUUGUUCGAUAGUAUUUGAAUGUUGCUGUUAGUUUGGUCUAGUGUGCCAGAAUAUUCUGAGAUCUCCAAGAAUUCUUCUUGAAAACUCAGUAGAGGAACUUCAGGGUCAAAACCGCCACAGUGUGACAGGUUGUUUGUCAUUUCAUUUUAGUGGAAGCUGAUAAGCAUCUCGGUCAUAUGUUCAGUGAUUGAUGGAAAAGAUUUCUAUCUGUUCAUCUCAUGCAGGCCCAACAAUGUGACGCGUCAUGCUCAUCCAGAGAAUACCAGGAAGUUAUGCAGUGUGUCAGGGUCACGGGAUGUGUGUGAAAAAUCAACCCAGUAGCCACAAGGUAGUCAAAUACAGAAACUACAGGCUCUGGUACUUCCCCUCUUUGUCUCGUGAAGGUUAAAGAUCAGGGUUUGACAGGUUUACCUCUAGUUUCACCUGUGAGCUUCUAGAUCAACAGACUUGUUAAUCCUCAGAUCUGGUUGGCCAAGAUUUUUUUACUAUUUCGGAUCAAACUUAUGCAACAAAACCAGAUUGAAUAGUCUUUGAUAAAAAAAUAUAUAUAUUUUUUUGACCCCCUGUGGUUUGUGAGCUUUGAAGCAGAGAUCUCAUUGAUUUUAACUGUUGAUUCCUGCUGUCCAACCUUUUCCUUCUGCCACUGUCUGCCUCCCUGAUUUUGUUUGAUCAUGACCACUGAUGGUCGACUGAGUGGAAGUCAACUGCUUUGAUCUGUUUUAUUUUUGGGUUUUUUUCACAGCCUGACGCAAGUUGGUGGAAAUUUGCUGAUUUAUUUAUACCCUUGUAUGAAUAUUUUAUCUUGUGCACUUUGUUUUGAAGAAACUGAGGCUAUAUAGCAGAUCACAAAUUAAUUACAUCAGUGCUUUUGUCCGGCUACAUAAUUUUAAUGCAGUUUUUAUUGACAACUAGCUUGGGCGAGAACAAGUUUCAAAGAGCCGCCGAAAAGGAGCUAAAUCUUUUGAGAAAAGUGGAUAAAAUGACUGCGUGUUUUACAUUUUAAUGGUAGUGGGUUUGAAAUAGCACAUAAUACAUUACUUAACUCAUGACUUGUCAUAGUCUGUAAAUUUUGUUUUGCAUUUUAAUUCUCAAAAGUGGUGGCAACCCUUUCAACAUGGUUGGUACUGUUGGCCACUAAGUUUUGUACCCCUUUCUUUCUGUUGUUUGUCCUCAUAUCAUCUGCUGGUCCCUUUCUCUCCUGGGUUCCUUAGUUUCCUCUUUCCCCCUUUCACUCACUUUCUUUCACACUCUUUGUGUCCUAACUUUCUCUGUUUCCCUUUUAACAAUGUCCCUCAUUGUUAAGCAGGAGGUUGUCAAGCAUGAUAUCUGGGAUUAAGACACACACAGACAGAAAGAAACACAGACAGAGCUAUUCUAGACCAUUCCUUUACUGAACAAAUCCUCACUACAGAGGCCUUUUAGGGUCAGUUUUCAUUGCAGACAAGGCGCUGGUUUGGGACAUUGAGUUCCUUAAUCUCAAAGAGUCAUUGUCUUCAUCUGAAGCUUGUGUGUUACGUCCAGCAUGACAAGGCGUGUCUAUCUGAGGAGGUCUAUAUCACUGUGCUGAUACGCUCUUGGAAUUGUAGACAAUGAAAAUCAUUAUAUUCAACCACAUCUAACAUGUUAAAGCUGGAAAUCCACGGUAUAACUUGUGGUGGUUUUCCUUUUUUGGUUUCAAUAGUAAAGACCCUGACUCAAUGCAAGAAUUUCAGUUCCAGUAGUGGGAUUUCCUCUAGCUUUUAAAGAAGCUUAGAACCUAGCGGUGCCAGUUCAGUUGGUUUUGGAAAGAAUAGAGGCUGAAGAAUGCCUUUUUAGAGGACUAAACAACCUCUGUGUGCAAAAAUAAAACUCCUAAAACCACUGUUUAUUAACCCCUGCAAAGUGACUAAAGCCUGUCAAGAGUUCAAGCCACCAGAGUAGUCACUUAAUUUUACGAUGCAGCAUUUUACCAAAGCCACACUGUUUAAAAAGCGAUCUUCCGUUGGUAAAGCUGUAGUGGCCUUGGAGAAGGUAAAGCACUAUCGGUGGAGGUUAAUGUAAGAAAUAAACAGCUGUAUCACUGUGAUUCGCAGUUGAAAUCGUGCCUACAAAGAGAGUGGUGGAUUGAAGACCUAAAUACACAAGCUACUAGUGCACAGCUAAAGGAGGAGUAGAAUUUAUUCAGAAAGUGAUUUAUGCCAAAAAGGAAGCUCAGUUAGCAGCCGCCAUGCUGAUAAAACUUUAUGAUGCUAUAACUCUGCCUAAGUGAAAGCUUCCUCCAUGCAGGCAGAACAGUCUCCUGCCUACAUAUAAUCAUAUGGGAGUACAACUGAGUCAUAUUAUCUAGUGGUAAAAUUUGAACUGAAUCAUGUGCCAAGAAAACCUCACAGAGUUCAGGAUCUUGUAGCGAGUAGGAGGACACAAAGUGAGGCUUACCCGAAUACCAGCUGACCGAAAAACUGAGGUGGAGAGCUGAGAUAGACCCAUUUAAGGCAGUGUCUGAUUCCACCUCUUUUGUACCUUUUCUCGAAAGGGUUAAUGGAAGGAUUUACUUAAGGUUAUAAUUGACUUGCGAGUCAAUAAUUAUCUAACUUUUACAUCUAGUUGGAAUUAUCUUCAGAUAUUUUAUAGGGAGGCUUACGUUAUUUGUAAAAUAUCAGGCUGUCUGCAUACAAACAGUAUAUUUAAAUACAUUCACAUUAAAUUCAUGUUUUUUUAAAGACCAUUUGUCAAAAUGAAGCAUCAACCCAGUGAGCUAAAAAAAAUAAAAUAAUAUAUAUAUCCAACCAAUUGUGCUUAAAGAGCCCUCACAAAAAAUAAGCAUUCAUAUUGACCAAAGAUAUGAAAAGCUGAAAUUUAUUUUCAUAUUAGCAAUAUGCUGUAGACUAAAAAUGUCUUAAAUUUGUUUAAGCAAAUGUUGCAGAACUGAUGAUGUAGCAGCUACAGUGUUUUCUUUUCCUCUUUCCUGGAAUCGUCAACAAAGCCUUUUCCUGGUAUCUGAAAGCCUCAAGGUUUCUGCUGAUGUUCCACGGCACGGGAUUUAACUUCCUUUUACUUUUUGAAAUUACACAAUUCUGGAGUGUUUUGCUUGUAAGCAUUGGCAGAUGCGAUAACAAAGCUUUGACUGGGGGUAAAAAACGGGGUUUGGAGGUGAUCCUGUUGAUGUAAAGGUGAGGGUGAACUGGGUCAGAUGGCUUGUUUCACAUGGCUGAAAAAUGCUGGAAUUAGCAGUUGCAACAAAAAACAUAUUUAGAUUUAUGAAGAAGAAAAAGACGAAGAGCAUUGUUCUCAUAAAUGUUCACAAUGUUUUUCCCUGUGAUGUUAAAAUUAUAAUUAUUUCUUCAUCUUGUGAUCUCCUGCCCUCAUUCUGUGUCUAAAUGGUUGUUGGGGUCUAAUUUAUACACAAAGUUUUUGCAUGUGUCGCUGUUACCUAAUAGCAAAUGUUUUAAGAUUUUGUGCACACUGUUAUUAUUUGUUAUUUUCGUAGGUAUUGAUGUGCAGAAAUAUUAUUUUCUUAUUACUGAUUGGUGUCUCAGACAUGUUGAAAUAAUGGUGCUUCAAUUUCAAUACUUUUUAAAGUCCUUGUAUCAUUCAGGCUUUGAUAAAAUCUAAAUGACUUCCAGUCUGAGAGGGAAAUUGCUGUUGACAAAUGACACAGGUGUGGAGAAUAGUGUAUGUAAAAGUAACAGAUAUGGUACAAGCUCAAUCACUGUUGAUUUUUAAUAAAGCAAAUCUCUCUUUUGUCUCUGUCUCUCCUCAGUGUAGUUAGAAAGGAAUCCUGCAAGAAGGAUUAGCGGUCCGUCAAUGAGGAACUACCGGCUCAUCUUCUGCCACAACCUGAAGCAGCCAUAGAUGGUUCAGUGGUUUACUGGCCAGGGGAGGAGAGGAUAGGACACACUUUCACUGCUACACGGUAAGCUAACACACACAUUCAAACCCAUGCAGUUAAUAGAUAAAAUACACCAUGUGCACAGUACAUACAGUAAGUGACAGUUUUGAAACCAUAACAGAGAGUAGAGAAAAUUUUCUGAGUGGCAAUUAGCUGUCACACGUCUCGCUAAAACUGUCACAAACAAGCUGUUAUCUGUAAAGUUUCAUUUGAGGCAAGAGUCAACCAUAAAUGCAAAGGUACACCAGUUUAAGUUUAUGUCUCUGUGCAAAGAGUAUGUUGUAGUGUUCUCUCCAUCUGUGAUUGUCAGUCCUGUUCCCAUGAAUACAACAUCUCAAGAAUACCUGCAGGGUACUUCACAUUUGGCAUGAAUGUGCUCUUUGAUGAAAGAUCAGAAAUUAACUUGUCAAAGUCACUGUAAACUCACAAAACACACAGUGUAUCAAGUUAUGACAUAUCAAGGUCAAUGGUAAGUUUCAUGAGAAACUUCAAUACAAGCUUGACUGAUCAUCAAAGGUACACAGUUACUAAAAAGUAACUAAUUCAUGUUACAUUUAUAUUUGUUUUACAAUGACUCACAAUUGUACCUCUUGGAUUUUAAAAUAAAAAAUAAAGUUAUUAAAUGAAAAAAUAAUAAAUGAUUAAAAGAAGCACCAGAGUUUUCAUAACCUACUAGCUCUUGCUCUUUGCUCCGGGCAAGAAUUGAUUUAAUGAUGAAAGUAUGUCUGUCCCACUGUACCAAGUGGUGACAUGUUUCCUCUUAGCAACUCACUAUUGGACCUUCUGGGUGAUCUAUCAUGUCACUUACCAAAACAAUUCAUUGAACAAGUUAGCGAUUGUUGAAAACAUUGACAACUCAACAGCUUUGUACCUGUCAUACACACAGUAAGAUGGUUUUGUCUUAUUUGCCGCCCUUCUUCUCCUGCUGAGGUUUUGUAAACACCAGGCUUCUUUGUACGAUCUGUGGCAUACGAUCUGUGAAGCAUGAGAAGAACACUUAAGCCAGUUUUGCUUCGUUGUUUACAAGCAAGAGGAAAUCAACCCCCGACUACAUUCGGUCACUUUUUUACAUCAUGAACACUUACUUUAUAUUGAGAUUGCACCAUAUAAUGACAGCUGUUAUCUCAGGGCUCUAUUCGGAAAGAGCAGGUCUAGACGUACUCUUUGUUUUAGUUUCACAAUAGACUGGUUUUAAACCUGUUACCAGAGGUGUUAAAGGUGGACAGACAGCGGACCACAUUCAAGUCAAGCUUCUUUCUUUGCAGAAAAAUCCUGUCUGACCACAUCAUAACACUCUCUCAGUCUGGGUAUGUCACUGACAUUGAGGGCCUGAUUGUUCUCUACAGUUCUACAGGUUACAUGGUUUAUUGAAGUUGAAUUUAAUGUUAAGAAAAAAAUCAGAUUUAACAUUCUUAUGAACAUUUGGUGAUGUUCCUCCUCCCCUGAUUAGUAAAAUGCACACCAUCUGCCUCUCAUCGUAUCCAGAUUACUCACCAACCGGCCACCAUCUUUAGAGUCCAACUGUGAACACAAAUGAUUCUUGCGAAAUCCUUAUUUUCUUGGCUUUGCAUUGAUUUCCAUUCCGCUGCCAGACUCAGCCAGUGGCAGGGUCCCCUUUGCAUGGGAAAUAAGGCGUGAUGACGUGAGAGGACAUAACAAACACUGCAGGGAUGGGAAUAAAAUUAAGAGGUGACCUUUAAAAGACGGUUAUGUAACAGAUAACCAGAUCACACUGAAUCAUAUUUAUGUAAUUUAAAAGACAUCCCUAGAGUGAAGCAAAAGUCACCGUUAGUCUUUUAACAAAACAUGAAAUCUAUUCCCCUGCCAUGGCUCCUUAAAACAGAGGAUAUUUGAACUCCUUCUUACUUUGAAAAAUAGAGCCUUCAGUUUCUUUCAAAAAGUAAAUGCUCAACACAACAAAUUAUCUUCUAAAUGCAACUACAGUCUGUUGUUAAAAGUACUUUGAACUAUGUUUGGUCUAAAUCCACAGUUUGAUAAACUCUGCAUUUGUUUGUAGAAGGGUCAUAGGACAGUGGAGACAGGAGACACUUCCUCCGCCUCCUUUUCUAGGUCCACCUAUUUUCCUUGACCCUAAAUAACCAGGUGUAAAGGUCUUUGCUGACCUGUAGCAUGGUGCUGAUGGCCAUUCUCCUCCCCUCCUGUUCUUUUUUAGAAGGGGAGGUUCAAAACAUGCUACAUAGUCUGAACCAGCCACUCCUAUAUGUUUGAGUGUUCAUUUUCACUUGUUUUUGAACGGCAGAGGUAGGGUGUUAACUGAUGUCUCCUUGAAUCGUUUAUCAUUAUCUAUCAGCCAUGGUAUUGUUAUCAUUCUUUGCUCUUUGCAGUUUAUUUUUUUCUGAUAUAAUUCCAUCUCACCUUUUUUGGUCUAACUCCUGCCACUUUGUUUCUUUUCACUUUCCUCCCUAAGACGUGAGGUCUUGGCGGGGUUGUGGUGAGGAGGAGGAGGAGGCCAUGAGGAAGAGCUUGUCUCCGUUGCCAGGCAAUGAGGGCGGGGGCUCAGCCGGCACCACCCGGGUUUUUGGCGUUCCUUUGGAGGAGGUGACACGUACUCACACAAUCAGUGGCCAUGAGGUUCCUGCACUGGUGAAACACAUCGUUGAAUACAUUGAGGAGCACGGUGAGUAAACAGACUGUUUGCCAAAUGCUUUGAUUACAUUUCUUUAUUAUGUGUCAAAUAUGAUUUAUAGUGGAAACGUUUUUAUUAUAUCAGCGGUCACAAAGCUAAAACAUCUGAACGAUCAGCUAAUAGUCAUUGUUUAAUUAGAGUGUAUUCUAUGACUCAUAUACACUCACGUGUGUGCUAAAGGAUGUGUUUGCUGGAAUGUGACUGAAUGUACUGCAAGUAGGUUGAUUUGUAAAACCUCCCUUGUUCUAACAACCUUUAAGUACACUGGAGAUUUAGUGGUAAAGAAAUCAGAGAGACAAGCUCGGACAUGCUUAGAACAUGAAAUAAAGCUGAAUAUGCUUCAUUUUACCAGCUACACCUCCAGGUAUAACCAGCUUGCAAUGUCAGGUACACGUGCUAAGUCUGCCUUACUGUUUUCUGAAAUAAUGUUUUGUUAAUCAGCUUCUGUUAUUGAAUAAGUUUGGUGUCUGCCUCACUCUAUAAGCUGGUCCUAUUCAAAGAACGAGAGUGUUAUUUAUAAUUAGAGCAAGUUCUCACAAUCAAAACUAUUAUUUUGUUUUUGCCUCUCUACUGAGAAGUCGAGGCUUUUUACAGACAGUUCUACCUGUAAGACUGAAAAUACAGAAGCUCAAUAUCAACAUCUCAAUAUCAAAUGAGUGAAAGAAAUAAGAUUGCUCAUACCAGGUUUAGCCCACUCAUUGCUUUUAUCAUCCUUAAGUACAUCCCUCUGAGAACUCAAAUACAUCUGAUAGUGCUCCGUAAUGUUUUAGUUUCCCAAGCACGCCCUGCUGCUGUUGCCCUGCCGUGACUGCUUUUGCAUCACGAUAAACUAAAAUAUGUCGCUAGCAGAGAUCCAGUUUAUGUGAUAAGAUGAACUCUGGAUGCACCAGCAGACAGCUCCACAGUCUGCUUCCUUCUCCAUUACAUAAGAGUUCUGUCAACUGCAGCUUCACUUGUGAAAACAGAAGAGCUGAGCUGUGAAGAGAGGAACCCACCAAAAGUCCUGGCCCCAGGCCUUUCCCAUAUCCACCCCCAAACGUUUCCCUUCAAGCCUGGCAGAGCAGGAACUCUUCUCUUAUAACAUUAUCUUUGGAGAAUAAAAAAGUUUGCUGUUCUGACUUUUUGCUCCUGAAGAUGAGUAGGGUAAAAAACAAGAAUUGCUUCGAUAGUUUUUUAAACUUACUAUUGUUGGUAGUGACUCGUAUUGGUAUUAGGUACAUUGUGUUAAAUGCAGAACAUCAUGGGCAGUGACCAGCUAUGCAAAGUUACUUGGUCCAUUUUUGAUUACCUUAGUUUAUUUAAUAAAGGAAUGCAUUGAAAAGAGGCAUGUACCGGAGGUUGUCUGGUGCAGCGCAGACAGGCAAGAAUGUUUUUUUAUGUUGGGGUAUUCAGUGUUAGCUCUAAAGUGUUAUGCAACUCAUCUAGCCCUCAGCCAGAAACAAAGAUAUUCAACUCUUCUCAUACGUAACAUGCAUUGUUGAAGUGAGAGAAAAGUGUGGUCAUUCCUGUUGUCAUGCAAACCUGUAUUAAGACUAAAUACUAAACUGGAUCAGAUAGCGUUGUACCUAUAAUUUUGCUGCGAAUAGUCUAUGAAUUUGUGAUUAAUGGUUCAAAUCUUUGCAAAUGACUUUGAUAAAUGCAAAUGUUUUCCACAUUCAAGUGAUCAACUUUGCGAAGACAGAGAAAAGAAGCCUUUUGGUCAAAGUAUCUCUACAUCUCAUAUCAGAUAAAAUUACAUAAGCAUGCAAAGUUUUGAUUUUAGAAAUAACUGUAUUGCUGCUUUGUCUCAUCAUAAAAGCAGUACAAUUUAUUCUAAAAUAUUACCCUGAUUCCACUACGAUAUGCAAAGCUAAUAAAUAUGUUGAGUGUUUCAACAACAUGGAACGAAUAUGUAAACAUUCAUAGAAAUCAAUAUCAACUUAAGCUGUGAUAGAAAGGCUAAAUCUACACAGUAAAGAAAGCACUAAGAGUGUGUUGAAAUAUGGGUUUUUGAAUGCUGUGGUGUUGUUAAACCUUAACAGUGCAGAGAAAGAAAUAAUGAUGCAUAUCUGUAGACAAGUUCAACAAAGAUAAAUCCAGUAUUUCUUAUCUUUUCUAUCUUGACUUGAGCACACAGUCAGCCUUGCAAACUUGCUUGUAAAACCGGUCAAGUAAGUGGAUAUUUGUUAAACCACUGCUUCACCUCAAAUCCCCUCAAGUGACCAGUGAAGCAGGGUGAUGGUUUGUGUGUCCUGGGGGCUGCUUGACCAUAUGAGGUUAUGUAACAAGACCCUAAUCCUCCCAGGCCUUUGCUUAGAGUGCUGCUGCUGCCAAUUCAAAAGUUAUUCAGCCAGCGAAAAGACCUUAAUCUCUCUCAUCUAAUUUGUUUUUGAUGUCCAAGGUUUUAGCAGGAGCAGUCAGUUGAAAAUCUGAAUUUUGGAGAUAAUCUAGUGUUAAGAUGGAGAUGGAAAAUGUGUUGGACUAAACCUGCAUGUACAAUUUAUCAGGGAUAUGCUGCUUUGGUAGAUAUAACCACUGAAACAUGGGCAUGACCAAAGCUUUUAUAUAAGAUUAAAUACCUAGUUGUUGUUCAAUGCUUGUUCGCAUAUGUACAAGUUGUUAAAUGGAGAAAACAAAGAUCCCACAGGACUCCAGUCAAACAUUCAGACUGAAAGAUGAGUGACUGAGACGUUUUCACCUUCUAACUGAGUGUGAUUCACAAACCAUCUGAUCUGCCUGCACAUACAGGAAGACAAAACACCUUUUGACUUCCCCAGCAGUCGACUUUCUCUAUUUUUACAUGAAGCAUUUAUGAGACACAAUGCAAGUCAAGUACGUUUAUUAAAUAGAGUUAUAGACCUACAGACGGCUGUAUGCAAUGAAAAUUUGCAAACAUCAUCUUGAUUUGAAUUUGUGUAAAUCUGACCGGUAGUUGGUAAAGUAGCUACCAGCAGUGGUAGUUGGAGAUGCAGAAAACGCACACUCACAAAAUGCUUUGCAUGACACCAUGUGACAAACCAUGACAGCAAACAUAGCAUGAUGCAAGAUAAACAUAUGGCUUAUUAUUUAAAGAAAGUAGACGCAAUAGUAUAAGAAUGAAGCUAUUGUUCUGCCGUAUUAAAAACUGGAAAAGGUUAAGAAAAGAUUUAAAAAAAGAUAAAAAAAUUUACCUCCUGUCUGCUACAGAUGCAACACCAAAACAUGAACAACUUUUACAAUGUGCGGUUCUUUCUGCGUGUGUCAACAGGUCAUCUAGAUCUGGAGGGGCUCUUCCUGGUAAAUGGCAACGCAGAGCGCGUGGAUUGGCUGCGCCAGCGUUAUGACAGUGGAGAGGAGGUGGAGCUAGAGAAGGAGGCGGAUCUUGCAUCAGCAGUCAGUCUGCUCCGACUCUUCCUGCAGGAGCUUCCUGAGCCCGUUAUCCCAACAUCGAUACAGGGGCACAUACUACAGCUGCACCAAGGUGUGUUACGACAACUGCAGCUUCACCACUUCAUUCUGCAUUUUCCUCUGUACUUACUCCUACACCUGACCUUUAAGUUUUUCCUCUCUGACAUCAGCUGCUUUAGAUUUUUUUUUCCAUCAUGAGACUACGUAAUCAUGUUCAUUUCUUUAGGCUUUAAUAGUCGUUUUAAAACAUCAACAAAAUUAAAUUUAUGUAUAAAUAAAUGGCUAGGUAUUCACUCAGAACGUGUACAAGAUGAUAUUGAUCAAUCCAGACAGCUAAUGCAGAGCUGGAGUGAAACAUGUUCAACAAAUGACUUUCACAGAUCCCUCACCUAAUUUGUUGUUUCACUUUCUCUCCCCUGCUCUCUCCUUGUUUGCCUGUUUUGAUCGCAGAUAAUCUGCCCUCAUCCCUCGUCAUUAUGAGCCUUGCUCUUGUUGCUGUCAUGCAGAUUACAGCAACAGGGAGUUCACAUGUCAUGCCAUUUAUGUCUCGUGUUAUAACCAAAAAAGGCACUACAACACAGAGGGAAGGAUUAUCAUUUUGUGUCCUUUUCCCCUCAGAUUUUAUCUCCUGUUUCUCCUCAUUUCACCUCUCACCCAGAGUAAAGCAUUUAUCUAGCCAAAAGAAGAACUACAAACAGAGGUGUUAUUCGCAAUCAGUCUGAUAAAAUUAUUAUUUGUAAGUUAAUCAUAACAUGUUUUGUGUUCUCAAACAUCUGCAGAUUACAGCAACGAAGAGGAACUGUGUAGAAACCUGAAGUACCUCCUGCAGCAGCUUCCCCAGCUCAACUACGGCUUGCUGCGCUUCCUGUGCCGCUUCCUGGCCAGUGUGGCGUCACUUCAACAGGAGAGCUGGAACAUCGGGACACUGGCCGCUGUCUUCGGGCCAGACAUCUUCCAGUAAGUUGCCUGUGUAUCAAUAAGAUAGAUAAUGACGAUCAAAACAGCCUAACUGAUCAGUCCGUUGAACUCGAGGCUCAGUGACAUGGGUAAAAGUAAUGCUCCAUGAUGACCGUGUAUAUUACGCUGUGUGUGUAGUAAAGCCUCACAUGAGGAGGGAUUAAUAAAGCUGUUUCAAUUUAAACAACAUUAUUAAUUAAGAUUAGUUAAAAAUUAGGGAAAUUUGUAUUGAAGAGCUUGUUAGUUAAACCAUGCAUGUAAAAGACAGUUAUAUAUAGACAAGAAUAUAUUGUGUACAAGAGCUGAAAUAUCAGGUAAAGUGUAAAAUAAAUACAGGUACCAACAACAUCAUAUCUGCCUGAGAUCUGGAGCUCAAAAAAGGGUGUCAUGCUGAAAAUUUUUAGUGGAAAAAUAUAUAUUUUUUUCCUGCUGAAAUCCCUGCGUAGAUUUAUCGGCUCAUCACCCUCUUUAAAUAAUCUAAGAGCUUUUUUGCAACAUAUUUAAACUGGGAGAAAGUGAAAGCAGCAAAAUAAAACAGGAUCUCUGCACAGAAAGAAAUUGAUUUCCCUGGCAUCAUCAUGCUGACAGAGGCACUUCCUUGUGUAAUUAUUUAGUUAUUGUAAUUAUUUAACCUCCUGCAGAAGCAGUGUACAACCCACACAACAGACUGUUCUCUCGUAUCCUGUGUGCAGUCUGUCAACAGAAGCAGAGGACCUUCGAGACCAGGAGUCUAUCAGCAGGGUCCUGGCUGAGCUGUUGGACAACCAAGAAGGCCUGUUUGACUCUGAGGAUGAUGACGUCUCCACCACCAACGACUACAGCUCCAUCAAUGAACAGGUACUGCAAAAUGACAUUUAUCUCCCCCAUAUUACAUUCUAUCUCCAUAUCAUCCACUGGCUCUACAGUUAAACCUGCUCAACACAGAGUAGGAAACAAGUUAAGCUGUUGCAUUUCUUAAUUUAAGCCAAACAACAGGCGCUCUGAAAUCUUAAAAGCUGAUAAUAGUAAAUAAACUUCAGUAAGCCAAGCAGAAUGUGUCAGAAACAUUAAUAUUUUACUUCUCUAGCUUCUGUAGUUAUUGUUGUUCAGUACAAGGUAAUGCCAUCAAAGCUUAUCCAACAUCAAGAUAUUUUUCAAAGAGAUUUAGAAGAACCCCACCCAGACACACCCACACACACAAGCACAUACUGAACACGGAUCACUGAAAAACACUGGGCUGUGUUUAGUGUGGAGAGAAAUAUUUGAGCAUAUCUUGAACGUUUCUUCUUCAUUUUUUCCCAAACAAUGUUGAUUUUUACAUUCUUGUACUAUAUACUCUGAACAUCCAGAAUGUAUCUAGCAGACUGAACAAACUCAAAGGCAUUUCCCCAGCAAGCAAACCUCAGCACAGGGCCAAGAAUCACAUAGUCAACAUUUUAUGGUACAAAGAUUACAUUGUGUUAUCACAAGAUAACAAAUACAUGAAAACAAUAUUAUAAAAACAACCUUUGAUAACGAUCUCAGGUUGCUUUUCUUCGAAAGUUCCCGUCACAUUUAAGAUUAUAUUUUCCUACUGAGUAGCAAAACUGCAAAGAUCAUGUUCAAAUGUCAAAGUUAAAGGAGUUAAGCCGGUCCAGCCAGGAGAGAGAGAGGCAUUUCUUUAUCUAAAUCCAUCAGCAAUCCAGUUCUUCCAAACAGUCUGCCUAGAAUAACACUUUCAGUCACUUCUUUCAGCACCUUCAUACCUCAUUACAGCUUAUUUAUUACAGUUUUUACUUUGCUUUAAUGCUUUCUUAACACAUCGCUCCAGAGGAAACUCGGCAUCAAUUUUACCUGUAACCUUGUGUUCAUGUACCCGUCAUUUUCAGCAUUAUUCCUCUAUUCAGGAUAAAUAAUCUCAGCUUUUCAAAAAGCUCUGGUUUGUGGAAGAGAGUUAAUUAGAUUAAAAUUUAGCUUUUUGGUAAGUUGAAGUGGAUUUUUUUUGCCCUGCACAUCUCUUUGAAAUUAAUUUUCUUUUACUUUCUCUUCUCUUUUGGUCUCUCGUUGUCCCCAAUUUUAUUGGCUGCUGUGCUUCAUGAAUCAGAAUAUAAUAUUACUUAAAGAGAGAGAGAACUACUGAAGAAGAACAAGCAGACAGGGACAGUGAGAAAAAUGUGUUCAGACAAAUCAUUUCUGCACUAAUCCAUGUGUCUUAUGUAAGAGAGAGGGCACAAAGGGUGGGUGGUUUACAGAGGUAGAAGGAAGAAAAGCAGACAAAAAGAUGGGGCGACAAGAUGGCGAGAGUACAGAGAGAAGAAGAAAGAAAGAAAGCCAAGGGAGGGGGAGACAGCGAAGGAGAGGAAGGAUAAGAAAAGAAGCUGGUGGUGAUGUAACCAUGCAACUCACACCUCCAGCCCCCUGCUCCACCGGGGAUGGCUCUGUCUGUGUGAACAUACCCUCAUGAAGGGGAUAAUCUCCCACACACAGAAGCACACACACACAUAUGCUCUCUCUCAGGAGACAAACACGCUUCGCGCUUGAGAUAAGCCUGUUAACAGAGUUAAGAGCAGGUUCAAAAGCCAAAAGUUCAAAAUAUUUCUAAAUAACUUGAAUUUUUCCCCCAUUUAACCAUGUGCCUCUUUUUCUGAAACUGCACUAUUUUAGAUUUCAUCUUCCUAAGAUUAGAAAACACCAAAAACUAAAUUUACAACAAAUAAAAACAACUUUGAAAUAAACUGACACUUUAUUCUAAGCCUCACAAAGGUUGGUCAUUCAAGUUUGAUAAAAUUCCAGGAUAUCACUCAUGUUUGAAGGAUGGUUGGAAAAAGAAGCACAUAGAAGAUUGAGGCUAAGAGAAAGAAGGGGACAGUUGUGUCCUGGUUUUUUGUUUCAUCACUAAAACUUAAUGAUACCAGAAUUGAUGUAUCAACAAACAGUCCUGGAUUUCGGUGUGUUUGUUGGCAAAACUGGGGCCAGUUUAAUUACAGUUGAGGUGAGAGCAAGACUGCAGAGGCAUGUUGUUGCUAUGAUGAAAACUGUGGGUGUAUUUGUUUGGUGUCAGUGCUUGAUGAAGUGCUGUGGAGCUAGAGUUUCUGGACAGAGCAUGAAACAAUAAUUGAAAUUGGAAAAUAAAGAUGCUGUAUUCAUACUCUCUAUGCAUUGGUACGAAGGCUGGGCUUUUGGAGAGCAAGUGUUUUCUCCUUAGCACAUCCUUCUACACACCAGCUAGAAAAACAGAGAUUUUGAUAGACCACAUUACACCCUGUGGUAUUAGAAAACCGGCAUGUUCUGUUUGACACAUAGCUCUUAGAAAUGGAGCAACAGAGCUGUACCAGUGUGUUAUGAACAUGAAAAAUAAGGAGAUUGUUCAAUCAUAAUAAGCUCUGUGUUCCGGGGCUUUGUGAACUCUUGGCUUUGCUGUCAAAAAUGUGACUUGUAGGCUGUAUCAAAGGCUGUUGCCUUUUAAGCCUCUUUACAAUAUUACAUAAAUGCCAUGAAAUUUUUCAUGAUCUUGUUUCUGAAUAAGACCCCGGGUCAUGUCUACAAGAAUCUAAGUCUAUUCUGAAUGGUUCAGAACUUUUCUGUGAAGUUUUGAGAAUAUUUUACAAACCUUCUGAAUUCUGUAAAUCUUUGUGUUGAUGCAAAAUCAGCUGAAGCACAAGUUUGAUGUACACAAAGAAAAAUAAGUAUAUGUUGUGUAUCUUUGUGUAUGUUAAUAAGGAGGACCAAAAUCUCCUAAUCAGCACAUCCUUUGUAUAUUUACUUCUGCACUGAAGAUUCUCUAAAUAACCAGUAUUACUUAAAACAGCUUAGUAAAUGAAAUGAAAGACUUGAAAUCUGCAUUAUAUCCUGUUCUUUUCCCUCUUUGGGCAUAAAAAACAAACAACAGGAGUGUUUACUUUCAUUCAUUUAAAAUAAAACUGAUGAGAAAAUGAUUGUUGGAAUGAUGCCAGUGUCCUCAGGGCUCAACACAGCCGUCAAUCAUGUUUUCUAGCUAUAAAAAAAAGAUUUUAAUUAUGUUUCUCUUUGCUUUUACUGAGAAGAUUUCAGAAAAAUAACCAUCAGAAUUAAGAUGUCAUAAAAUGGAGAAUUACUCAACACUAGUCUUUGUAAUGAAUCUGGUACGGUUGCAUGUCCUCCUGCUGAGCCUGUCAGUCAACACGCCUGAGGUCUAAUUACAAACCAGUUAGCUGUCUCCUUCCCAAGGAUCUAACAACCUACAUAUCUGUUCCCAAUGUGCUUUCUCAACAAAACUCUGCUCUGUGCUCAGCGAGGGUACUUCACUGUUUUGAUUUGUCUGUGAUUUCUGAGGGGAGAUAACGCCUAAAGGACCAUUAUGCUAUAUGAUAUUAUCAACAAGCACGGGAACAAGGGAUUAUUUAUUGGUUUUUAAACAUGAAUUGUGGGACUGUACUUAUGGUGGACAAUAUUAUAAUUGUAAUAUCAUAAAUAGAACGUUGAGUUUACCUGCUUUAAAAUAUACAAAUAUUUGAUAAAAACGUUCUGAGUUAUGAGGAUACAAACAGAAAUGAAGUAGAGGUGAUUUCCUGAACACUGAAGACUGAUUGCAGAUGCAUGUUACUCUAAGUGUGAAAACUUGCACUCCAAGCUAUCUAUGUUUGAUCUGAUCACCUGGGAGCGCAGGUGUAAAUGAACACUGAGUCAUUGUAAUUGUUCUCUGCAUUGGUUUGACAGUUUUGAAGACAUCCAGCUGUUUCUGUCAAUGUCUUUACUUAGCUGAACCUUCACUCGCAGGCAACACUACGUACUGAUUUUAACUUUGUAAGUUUUGAACAGGUCUUUUUUCAUCGAAGUACUGAUGUAACUGCAUCAAAAUUAGUCACUAUUGGGUGUAACCAACCAGACUACAAACAGUCAGAGGAGAGGAUUUAAUGUUUACAAACUCACAAGUGGAAAUUUAUUUAGUUCAUGAAUUAUAUAACUGGACAUGCUUACACAAAUGUUGCACCGGCAGUUAGAUUAAUCAUGAUUGGUUACGUAAAACUGUCAAAUGCAUGCUAAAUUCCAGAGGUCAGAGCUCAUACUGAAUUACAUCCUGGCCUGCUGACCCAGUGUUGGUCAGACUAUCUGUUGUCUGUCUGUCUUCUUAAUUAAGUCGCUUAAUAACAGCCUUAUUUUAUCAGGUCGUUGAAUUUAACCUCAGCAGAUACAUGAUCAGCACGGGUCUCAUUACCGCAUCUCUGCCAGCUUAUUUAAAUGCUCCUGGAGCUGAGCCAUGUCUCUGAUACCACAGUGUGUACUAACUAUACAUUGGACUGUGGACACAGAUCAGAGCCGUGUGAAUAGACCAGCAGGAAACAACAUAUAUAUGUUAAAUCAUACAGACAUGUGGCAGAGUGGCAGGCUGUCGAGCAUUGACCUAUUUGAGAUGGAACGUGUUGUUAUUUAAGUAGGAAGUGAUGGCCUAGUUGGAAAGUCAGUGGAUGUGUGAUACUUGAGUAAGGAGGCAUUUGGUGUGAACACACACUCAUUUCACACAUUUUUGUUUGUUUUUCAAAUAGAUAAACAGCCGAUCUGUGGAUUUAUUUAUGUCGACUAGAUUUAAUGAGCGGCUGGAGAGAUUGCAAAUGUCUAAAAAUCGGGUUUUAACACAUUUGAAGGUGAGGAAGAGAGAUGGAUCACACAGCCCACUCACUGCCGGAACACUAGGUCACAGGGCUUUUCUUCUGAGGUACAGCUGGAAGUAAACAGUACAAGCACAUGGGCAGGAUGAGUGAGAACACACAGUGAAAAGAAGAUUAAACCUGAAUAAGUUACACCUGAAUUCAAGAGUGCUCUUUGAAUGUUGACUUUGGUCAAAUGUAAGUGUUUUUUGUUAAAUGAUUGAUUUUUAAACCAAUUUCAGCUGCUUUAUAGUCACGCUCCAUGUGAAAUGUUUUGAAGUGUCAGUUUCAGUUUUCUGCUAUUUGUAGUGACAUUCCUUUAUCAGCCAAACAUAGAGUGAGUUAACUGGUGCAGCAAGGCAAACUGUGAUUAGAUUAUUGGAAUAUGAAUCAUCAGCUGUUAUUCUCAGUAAUGGGUGUGUGGAGGGAUUGUUCACCAGUUGGCUGAUGCUCAAAACAACAGUCGGUGAGUUUUUUCUGCCUCAGUUUCAAACUUAUUUAUCACAGUGAUUAUAUUAGAAAAGUUGCAGUGAAUAAAUUUGCUUGUUUUCUUCAGAGCUGCAUAACUGUGUCAUACAAUUUAGGUCAAGGCUGCAGCUUUUUGUAAACAAGAGAGAGACCCUUAACCCUCACAAGCAAAGUCUCAGUCCAGGCUUACUUGGACUCUUGCCAUGCAAAGAUAAAUUGUAAAAAAUAGGAAAAUAUCACGAGGUUAUAAAUCCAUAAAUAACAAAUGUACAGUAAGCGAAAGACAGGUCAAGUUUGCAGGUGUUGUAUGUAAUGCUCCUCGAUGAUAACGUCUAUGUCAUUCACUGUAGUUUUGAAAAAGAAGAGCUUAAUAAAAAAAAGAGCCCUCAGAUAAUUUGACGUGCACUGACAGGAUUCUGUCCUCUGCAAAGUAAACAACUAAAUAAUUAAAAUCACAGGAAAUACAAAACAAAAAUGGGUGAUCAUAUGGGUGGUCCUCCUGUACUGGACAUCCUUCACCCCUUACAGAAAACUAAAAAAAGCCAUUUUACUUGAGCUAGAAUAAAUUUGCUCAUUAAUUCAGCAUUCUUAUCAAAAACACUUUACAUGUUUAACCGGAUUCGAAAAAAGCUGCUUCUCUUCCUGGUGUUUUCUCAUUGAUGCACAUCAGACCUGCUAAUGAACCUGCCUUUUGGUAUGCUCCAACAAUCGUUUGGGUGUAUUGGUGGAAGAUAAAUCAAACACAAAAAUGAAGCUAACAAUCACAGUAGUCUUUGCAACCACCGAUGUAGGCCACAGCGUGAGACUUGUAAUGUCAGCCUCAGUCAGUUGUCAUUGUUCAGUGUUCUUGGCCCACAAUCAGUUCAACUAAUUAUGUCAGCAGGGCUUGUUGUUUUCUCUGUUUUCCAUCCUGAAACUCCGGGCAAGACUGCUGAAACCACCGCCAAGGCCAAGACCUUUUGUUCCAGGGCAUCUCUCUGCCCUGUCUUUUCACCCACUCGGACACACAAACACACACAGCAUACAAAGAUAUAUACAGAAACGCACAAGGACUUCAUUAUGCAGAGAUGGCUUGUAGGUUAACACAAUUAAGAGAUUACGCUUUUAGUUUCAUGAAUGAGCCUCUUUUCCUUUAAACAUCAUUUUACCUCAGAGGCUUUUACGCAGAAGAGCCAUGAUCAUGGCCAUAACACCACUCGAAUCAUUUAAAUGAGCCCCUACAGCCCAAGGGAGAGCUAAACACACAUGUGUUAGUGUUCAUUAUAUCAGCUUAAACUAAAGGAAUGUACACAAGGGAUGCUCCUUUUUCAUACUGUCGAUCAGUGACCUUGAUAGAGCAUGCUCCUGGAUGCUGAUGCUGGUGUAUAAUCCAAGGUCAUAACCAUGAAACUGUAUGAGCAAAUUAGAGAAUAAAACAAGCAAAACACAACCACCAGUAUUUUUUAAAAUGCUCUAACCACUUGACAGGAGUCAAAACAAAGUGUUUUACACACAGAGAGUGAAACGAUUGACUGUGUAGAGGAAACAAUCCCUCAAUCAAUCACAUUUUUUCUUUAGAAAAUACACUCACUUACUCUCCCAUGGGUGACCAUUCUCAAAUAUAUAUCUGUUGAAGUUAUGACAGAAAUAGGCCCAAUGUCUGUCUUAAGUUUUUAAAAGGAGGUUUGGGGAUUUCAUGUUUAUGAAACUUUCCACAGGCAGCAUGUGCUCUGUUGUGAAGUCUUUGGGUUGAAUAACUAGCGGCUGGGCCUGUGUGGGAGACUUUAGAGGGAAUAUUCAGAAGAACACUCUCAGGCCCAUGACUUUUUCUUUUUACUUAUAUGACAAGCGAGGUGUUCUUUUGGUGUUGCACCAUUUUACAGUCUACAAGGGCCUGUUAUUUAAUCUAUUGACUGUCCUCAAUAUGCAAGAGGUUAUUUAACAACAGUUGCAUUCAUUGACACAAAACACAAGGUCAUUUGCACAAAUUUGAUUAUGUUGCUUUAAAGUCCACUUGUGUUUUGUUUAUGUUCAUGUAAACAAAUUUUACAGGAGUUGUCAGAGGGCUAUGUGAAGUAGAGUGAGAGGGUGUGGUGUCUUAUCAUUAUCUUACAGCUUUCCCCCAUUUAGUCACUAAAUUAACAUUUUACAGACACCUACACACGCAAAUCCAGAGAGUGUGGCUCCGCUUCACUGCACAAUACAGAGAAUUACUUUAUUUCUGCUAAAUUGAAUUUGAGAAUCUCUGGUUAUAGCGGAAAGGAAUAAAAUGGCACUCAGGGUGUCUGAAAAGAGGCUUCUUUACCUAAUCACACACACACACACACACACACACACACACACACAGAGGAGUAGUAUGAGUCAUCCUCCCUGAUCUGCACAUGUGACGAUGCAAGAAUUCCCUGUCAGCCAAUCAGAGCUUGCAGAAUAGAGGUGUUGCUGUAGCAACGACAGUGACAGAAGCAGAUGGGGCGUCUGCUGAGAAAGAGGCAAAGAAGUAAAGAGGGAAGAAACGAGGACAGACAAACGAGAGAUAGAGAGGAAGACGGUCACAUUAUGACCUUUUAACCCAGGUGUCUUUCAGGGCGUUUCCAAGUUAGUUUUUUUUUACUCAGAUUCAAUCAGUGCUCAAAUAAUUAGUGUGGUUUUGUUUUUGCAUACAUUGAAGAAAAAAAUUGUUACAUAUGUAGCUGAGUCAAACAUAAAUUAGUAUUUAUUAAAGGGGACCUGCCACCAAAAUUUCAUACCCAUUUUUAUCAUUUUUUCAUAAUCCUUGAUGUCCUCUGAUCAUGUUUGCAACAUAAUUUUAGCUGAAAAGUUAUUUGAUGGUUUGUUUUAGUAUGCCUAAAAAACCUUACAGGAAAACCAACUGGUUUUGGCUCAUUAACAUUUAUGGUAAUGAGCUUUGCUCUGAUUGGAUCGCUGCUGUGAAGCCUGCUGUGCUCUGAUUGGCUCAGCAGUGGAGGUUCGGAUUUCGGUUUAUCUACUGUUAUUAUGCUAAUGCUAAUAGCAUAUGCUAAUGUGUGCUAAAGUAAGGUGCCCAGGUGUCUGUAAUGAUAUUCGGUGCGGCGGCGGUGGUGCAGGGGCUGCGUGAUCACAGACAAAGUCUCGGUACUAUUUAGUAGCAGCGCAUGCCCCUUGUAAUAACCCCGUAAGAACUGUUGUUCAGGACUGCUAACUUGUGCUUCCUACCAAUUCGGCUACUGUAAUAACCGUUGUUUGAGCCCACACGCAACAUUUUUGCUCUCAUUAAUGAAACGCUUAAAUCGGGGACAUUUUCGGGGACAGCUUUUGCCGGGGACAGAUCAUCCAAUACGGGGACUGUCCCCGGAAAUCGGGGACGUCUGGUCACCUUAUGCUAAAGGCUAAAAACGGCAGGUAUUAAAUCAUAUAUUUUAGACCCCGAGUCCGAAGAGGAGGUUGAAGUUGAGGAAGAAGCUGGAGAUCUCCAGCGGUGUUUUCUCAUCCAUUCUGCUCGGCUUUAAGUUCAUUUUCCCGGCAGUGAACCGAAGGAAACACCGAUCGUUUGGAAGAGACCCAUACCGGAUACAACGGUAGCUGGGUCUCGCUCUGGCUGUGACUGAGUACGAGUACGAGAGAGUGGGCGCGGCUCACCGAGGACGCGCUCGUGAAUAAUAAUGAGCAACGUCGGCGCAACGUAACACCGACCUGCUUUUUCUAUUGGCCUGGUUUACUCGUUCCUUUAUUUUAAACCUUUACAGAAUGCAAAUCAAAUUAUUAGUGUGGUUUUGUUUUUGCAUACAUUGAAGAAAAAAAUUGGUACAUAUGUAGCUGAGUCAAACAUAAAUUAGUAUUUAUUAAAACCAUUAUUCAAACGUUCAUGGUCCGCUGGUGGAGCAGCGUUAAUGUCCUGCACUUUUCCACGUAUAAAACUGCAGAAAUCACUGAUGUUAGUUCAGGAUGCAACAGCAUCACUUUGAAGCAGACCCUCAUAGUUAUGUUAAGUUCAAUGAGUCUACUGGUGGUGUUAGGUACAUGUCCUCUCACCAUUCUCUGAUGAAUCUUAAGCUCGUUCAAUGUGUUAACAUGGAGGAAGUGGGCUGUGAAAGCUGUACUGCAGGCAGUUAGGAGGUGCAAGUGUUUCAGCUUUAACUAUCCAGAAACUGACACGUCUUUCAUCUGUUUCUUCCAUCAGUCUAUGAUAAAACCGACAGAUACUCCAACAAAGGGGCUUUUUUUUAAGAGUAACUAACCGACUAAAGCUGGAGACUUACUUGCUGUUAAGUACAUGUGCAUGAAUGCAUGAUGGCUGUCACACGUUCCCAGUUUUAGUUAUGUGCAUUGGCCAUGCAUAUCCUCUAUUAUUAACACUGGAGGUGCAGUAUGAACAUAACAGCAGGGCAGUGUAGAGGCAGUGUGAGUAUGAUCAGCAGCAAGGAUUACACGCACGGCAGGCAGCAUUGUAGACAAGCUGAUAGCUCUGGUUAUUUACAUAUCAUCUAUGCUGCCACCGCUGUUACUUUUUCUGCUAUGAUCACAACAUGAAGAUAAGAAUAACCUCCCAGUGCGUAGUCAUGUCUGUUAGAUCCACACAAUUGGUUGCUGUAUACAGCAUGAGCCUAUGGCAUGCCCUCAGGAGGUGUUUUUCAAUAACACACGUAGUGCAUAGUGAAGUUUAUUUACAAUGACGCUCAUGACGCAGCCAGAUAUGAUCACAAGGCUACACGACACUGAGAUCCUCGACCUAACAUGAUCUUUUCAUCGUUUUGCAUUAGAGGAAAGUUUGUCUGUUUUGAUGAAGAAGGUUGUUUGAGUAAAUCAGUCCUUGAUCUGUUUCUCUACUUACUGAGGUCAUUUCUGCACACCCUUCCCCACAUUUUCUCUCUCCAGCUGAGUUUGUGUUCAUCCUCACCACUCAGCUCCCCAUGCCUGAGGAUUCCUGUUUGUGGCUUGUUCUCAUGCUGUCAGCUCCCUGUGUAAUAAUGACUUAUUUCUGUCUACAUAUUUAUUACUCUCCCCUCUUCUCUCCAGCAUCUUCUAACCGCCCACCCCCCUUCUCUCCUUCCCGUCUUACAUCACUGGUUUGCCGUCGUAUUCAUUACAGUCAGCCCCCAUCACUGCCUCCUCCUCUUCCCUCUGGCUCUCUCUAGGUUUCUCCACUGCCUCUAUUUAUUGCAUUGACCUAUGAGCUGAAAUACAGGCUGGAAUACAUUUCAAAUAUGACAUCUGAUGUUAGUUUCUUGCAUUAUCUAUAUUGUAUUACAGAUGCAUAUUUUUAAGAGCUUGUUUUAUCCUCUGUACCUUUAAUUGUCUAAAGAGCAUCUGUUCAUUUUGGGAAUUAUCUUUGAAGUGCAGCAUAUCUUUUUUUACUUCACUUCUUUAAUCAACAUUACUGUGCAUUACCUAAUUGAUAUGAAAGGCUGUUGGUUAUAACCAGUAUUUUAAAGUCCAGAUGAAUAUAAAAAAAGUAAUAUACCUUUUGAAGUCUCAGAAUUGGUUUCCCGGUGUUAUGUUAGGCUUAUUUACCUUGUUGCACUAUUUGUCAUAUGACGAUCACACUCGGGUACAUUGAUGAGUCAACUUGAAAAUGAUAUAUUACUUAACCCUGCUUUAAACCCUCCACCCUGCUCCCUCCUUCUUCCCAGUGUGCAAACUCUUCUUGCUGUCCUACUUCGUGUCUUUCAAUUGAGAUUAAUCUCUCUGCUUCACAGUAUCUGUGGUGAGGACGUGUAACACAUCAGCCCUGUCUAUAUAAAGACGUGUUAUGAAACAAACAGACAUAUCUUGUUCCUGUCAUGUACACACAUUCUGCAUAUACAAACAUAUCAUCACCUUUCUGUGAAUUUCUCUUCCAAGCUAUCUUUCCAGUGAAUAACUGUGCUGGACGGUUUAUCUCCAUCAAGUGAAAGUCAGAACUAGGCUAAAUAAGAUUGAAGAGAGGGAGAUUAAAAAGUUCUUGUACAUUCAGAAAAUAAAUCAAAGUACAGUAUUUCAUGGAGACAGUUUGAGAGUUUGAUGAUGUUGAAUGAUGGCACAUAAGUAAAGUAUAUUUAUGGGAACUUUUGUCCUUGUGAACAUAAUCUUCCUUCUACUCAUAGCACUGAAGUCUUGAAGCAGACUUCCUCAUGAGGCAGUUAAAUGUCAGUGUGAAUUAAAGACUCAGUUUGCAAUGUUUCCUCCCUGCCCUUAAAAAUCAAAAUGUCUCAUUGCCUUAUACAUUUACAGAAAAGAAAACAUGCAGUAGGAUAUCAGUAUUAUUGCCAACUUUUACUCUUUUCAAACCCGAUAAAGUUUCACCGUUAAAGAUCUUAUUAAUUUAAGUUUCAUUGAAUCAUUUUGUCCCAUCAAAAACCUGAUCGAGAGCGAAAGAAAAGAAGUCCAUCUGUCAGGUUUCAAAAAUUGACAACGCCUCAUAAAAGUAUUAUGAUUUUUACAUAAUAACCUUUUGUGUCCUCUCAUGUUCCCGUCCUCAGAUCACAGAGCUGCUAGAUGACGAGAGGUGCGAGGCAGAAUGUGAAGAGCUGCCUCAGGACGGAGAGGAGGGUCCGGCCUCCUCUGACUCACCACAACACACACACUCUGAUGAAGGCCCUGCAGCCAGGUGAGCUUUUUAUAUUGUAUUCUUACGUAAGACGGUCCAUCAAACAUUGGUUCUGGGGUCAUUUCAGGAUGUGGAUGGAAUAUUAAAAGCGGUUAUGACCUUUGACAAAAGACCUUAAACUGGGUUAUGUAACAAGGAUGUUUAAGUUAUACAUUGAUCAGUAGUUCAUGUGGUAUUUACAGUGUUUUGUUUGGUUUGCUAUGGAUUCACAAGCAGUAAAAGUCAUCAAAGUCUAGAUACAGUCAUAAUCAUUAAAAAAAAUAUUUUUUAUGUAUCCUGUUGGAGUCUGCUCAGCAAAAUCACUUGAUAGUGGUGAAAUUGGGGUGCCAGUUUGGCCUGGUUGUUGAACCACAAUCCCACAUUGAAGUGGGAGGCCUGGCUUUGUCGCGGACCCUUUGCCCUUUGCUUCAUGUCAGUCCCCACUCUCUCUCCCAGUUUGCAGCUCUAUUCACCACCCUGUCUUGUAGAAGUAAAGGUAUAAAAAUAAACUUUAAAAACUAAAAAAUUAUCAGCUCUCUUUAGACAUAUACUUCCAGAUAGAUUCAACUAUAUAAUUAAUAAACAUACACUCGUCUUCUAUUUUUCACCCCACUGUGGAUGCUCUUAUGUUCUUCGCAGAUUUUGUGGCACAGCUGGUGAUUUAUAAAAGGUGCUGAAAGUCAGGAUUUCAAAACCAAACAUUUUAAUAAAACCAUUUUGAGAAAUAAAUGAAGCUUGGUGUAGAUUGUAGAUAAAACACAUUUUUGAGCUGCAGAUUGUGAUUCUUCUGUCAAAGAUUUAAACUAUUACACUGCCUUUUUAUGUAAAUGCAUCCUCUUUACGCCUGUAAGUUUUGCAUACAUAUUCUACACCCUCCCAAUAUUUUAGAUUGGUGAUUGGAUUUUUAGGGUCAGUGUAAUAGGAUGCACAAUUUAAAAUAUAUCUAAGUCACAAUUUGAAUAUGUAAUCCUCUCUUAAUACUAAAAGAUGAUAUUAGUGAAUAUUAAGUAGCUGUUGACCAGACAUGCAGACACUCACGUACACAGGAUAAUGACUCCGCCUCCAGACAGAGGGACCAGAGUUCAAUUCCCCUGCAGGAACAUGAUGAUCUUCUCAGGUUCUCCUGAUCUGCUGAUCUCUUGUUAAGUUAAUUACUGAGCACAGCACCCAGACUGCUCUGUAUCUGUACAGCUGUACAACCUUUACCUGCUACUCUUCAAUGACAAUUUACGACCGUAACCGAACACUGAAGUACAUGCACAGAUGUGAUGAUAAUACUAAUGAUAAAUAUAUAAAAAAAUGUUCAGAUUUUUCAUAAGAAGAAAUUAGAACUGUUAAGUUGAAAAUUUAUCCUGUAAACCUUUGUAAAACUUAAAUCAUCCUGAUUAGGUCUUCAUCUGCAAUAUUCACACAACAACACAAUGCUUUUUGUUAGUAUUCAUGAGGAGCAGUUUGUGUCGGAAAGACAGAACAGAACACUGUGGCAGUAAAAGACUUAAAAUGUAUUUGUUAGGAAAUGUUUUAUAGGAGAAGUCAUAAAGUCCUUCAAAAUUAAAUGACUUUAUUUCAGGAACCAAAAACAGGAACAAGUGAAUCAACCAAAUUUCAAUUUCUCAAAAUAAGAUUACAUCAGAGAGUUGCUAAUAAAUUUAUUCCUCCAAAAAAUCAUUUCUUGUAUGUGAAAAUAAAUAUUCCCUUUCCUAAAUCAGAGUUAGUCAUUUAUGCAGAGUAUUCGUUUGGAAAUUAAAAUUAGCUGCAGUAAGUCUGCACUCGGCUGAGGGGUCAGGACAAUGUGAUUGGUUUUUUACAUAAGAGAAGACUGUUUUAUGUGUCCAAUUUAGGUUUAUUUACUCUGUGUCUUUUUGAAGUUCAUAGACUGAAUCAAAUUUCUACUCUUUAUUGUGUCAUUGGCCUUGGCUGCAUUGCUUUAUGUGAUUUUUUUUUUUAUGAUAGGGUGUUAAAUCUGUCUCAUCAUUCAGAAACAUGUAACGUACAGCUGUGAAGGAUCAAAUAGAGUAGUAUGUUUAUUGUCUCUGAAUAAGGUAUGUGAAAUCCUGCUGCACUGCUUUUCCAGAGCUAAAUAAAAUAAGAUGAAGUAAAGAUUGUAAAAGUCAAAAACACACAUUCAGAGCAUGUAUACACAGUACCUACAUAAACAUAGAUGGGGGUUUAGAAGAUAAAAUGUGGGGAGGGGCUUUAAUUUCCCCAAGGGCACCUUCCCAAAAGGAUCAAUAAAGUUCUAUCCAAUCUUGUCUUAUCUAUUAAACUUUGAUUGACAUAGUGGUAUUAAUAUACAGUAUGGAGUGAAGUAUUCUUCGAAACUGUCUUCAUCCAGCACAGUGUGCAUGUGGUUGCGCUCGUUGAUCAGCAGCUCGCUACCUGUCAGAUAAAGUUGUAAAGCUGUAGAGCAGGACCAUAAAUUCAGUCUGCUGUGAAUCUCUGCCUCUACCUCUGAGUUUGUGUGUGUCAGUGUGUGUGUCUGUGUAUGUGUGUGUGUGUCAUGGUUAACGUCAUGCUGCUAGCCUUGUCCUACUGGCCUUUAAGAUGAUUACAGCCGAUAAUCCAUAAUCCACUCACACACACACACAUGCACACACACUCACAGUUUCUGAUGACAUACACACUCAUACUCACAUGAUUUCGACCAUACAGCACACUCAGUAUGUUUCUUUGUCAGUCUCAGUCACAGACAGAAAAAGACUCACAAGUUGAUUUUCAAGCAUUAGACAAACAUUCAAUAAACAUGCUACCCUCAGUUGUCGUCUCAUUCGAACUCCUGUUGUCCUCAAGUUCAACAGACACUGUUAGGACAGAUAACAGCAAAGUUCAUGUGUACCAUGUGUGUAAGUGUGUGUCAUCUUUCAAUGGGUGUCUGAUCUUUGGGGAGAUAAAUGGUUUAGGCGUUAAUACGCUGUUUGUGGGGAAACAUUAAUGGAUUCUGUGAGUGUUUGUGUUUUACUUGAGGGCGGCUUUACAGUAAGAGGCAGCUGCAGUCCAUCAGUACCCAGUGUGAAUGCAAAGCUUUAAUCAUUGCUGAUUAGUGUGUGCGUGUCUGUGCAUGUCUGUGUGUGUCUGUGUGUAUUAGGUGGUGGAGGAGGGGGUUACAUGCAGCAAAUAAUUUAAAUUGCACAUCACUGGCUGGACUGUCUCAUGUGAUUAUUUUAGCUUGUAUUAAUUCUCUUUUAGCUGAAGCCAGCCUGCAGUCACAGUCCGUGUGACUCUGGCUGACCCUGGUGUCUGGUCUGGGGGAUUAUUGUUUUAUUUGCAGACCCCUGAGUCCACAGUCCACACGGCAAAGCCAUUUAAAUAAUGUGGUUCCACAGCUUCGAAGUAUAUAUCUGCUUCAUGUGCUAAAAAUAUCCAGCACCCCAUCUUGUUUUGGAGCCAGCAAGCUUUUAUCGUCUUGUAGCUCACCAGACCUAGAAUAAGUAUGUCUGUAUUUUAUGAGGAAACCCACAGAGUUUGGCUGAAGAUACCAUAUGUAAAACACCUCUGCUGAAGGCCUUAAGCUCUGCUAUGUCAACACAAACUACAGAUGCAACCAGUUCAGUGAAUAUGUAAAACAAGGGAGAUUCAGUUAUGUAAUCAUUCCUGCCUUCAUAAUAACCAUAACCAUAAAUCUUUUGAUUUUGAGUAAAUAUUGCAUUAGUGCUUUAAUGUAUGAGAUUUAUGUUAUUGUCACAUUUUAAUAUCAAUGAGUAAUGCGUACUUUAUGAAGACAUUUACAAACAUGUUGACUUCUUUUGUUUCUGCACUAAAUUGGUCCUAAAAGAAAUUCUAAAGUGACCUGAAAACACGCAGGGUCAUAUGUAAUUCAUAUGUAGUUUUGAAAGACAUACAGGUAAAUAGAUGUAAAAAAAUUUUCAUGCACUUGUUAGAACAGCAGAAAAACAUGCUUAGUUUUUACGUAAUUUCUAGUUCAUUUUUUAUUUAUUUUUUUAUUUCAUUUUUUAUGACGCACAGUACUAUAGUGAAGACGGGACCUUAGUUUUUAAAUAGCCCUCUGAAAUAUUUAAUGUAUAGAGGGGUUGGGAAAACGUGUUUUAAAAAAGGCACAGAACAUUUACAUAACUGUCUGUGUACAUGCUGAACAAGGAGAGAGGGAGGGCUGUUGGUUUAGAUCAUCUUGAGCUGCAUCCAGAGAAAUAAGUGAGAUCAUCCUGAUACUGUGAAAUAAACAACUUCUCAGAUCCCACUGGAACUGCAAUUUCUCUUCAUUUUUUGAAAAGAAACUGUGUAUAGGCAGCUGAAAGUCUACCUGAGCCUGCCCAGGUGUCACCUUUGCAUGGGCAACACUUCUGUUUGAACUUAGUCGUGGUAAUUGUUAAAGACAUUCGGAAUUUUAAGUUUUAGUUAUAUAACAUUUUCUGAACCUGUAGUUUUUAUCGUUUAAAGAACGAGUAAUUUUUAGUUUGUUGUUUGGUAUUUUGUGGCCUUUACGUCUUUGAUUACGAUAAUGAAAAAAUUGAUGAGUCAGUGUGCAUAUGUGUUUUUAACUCAGAGUGACUUGACUGCUCUGAGAGCAGUGCUUUGUUCCUGUGUUCAUCAUUUAUUCUUCGACACAUAACUGUUUGUGACAGCUCUGUGAGAGAGGAAAGUUCCCAUCCUGUGACUCAACAUUAACUGAGGCUGAGUUGUUUGUCUAGCGCUUGACAGACAGGGAAGUCUGUCCUCUGUGGCUGUUGCAGUGCGCCCUUAAUAGACCCUGACAGCCAACGCACACAUACACACACCUUACAUGCUGACAGCUUCUGCUCAUUUCAAAUCUAUAUAUAAUCCCCAGUAUUCCUCUUCUGAUCUUCCCCCAUCACUGUUUCCCUCCUCCUGCUCUUUUCUGCUUCUGCUUCCAUCCUCUCUCUCUCUCUCUCUCUUCUUCCUCUCUCUGGAAAGUAUUUUUUCAUGGGACUUCUGAAAUAUCCAAGCAGGCUUAGCAUGAGGACUCCUGGGAUGCACUUCUGGCCCCCGUGAAGAGAAGCCAAGCAAGACGGAGGGACGGAUUAAUGGAGGGAACAGAAAAUCAGAGGACAGAGAAGGCGAAGGGGGGGUGGGGGCUGUGGAAAGUGUCCCUGCUUGUGAGCGUUUAUUGAUUCGCAGUCUGAGUGUAAAUGCAAUAUCAGCCCAUGGAACGGAAAAGGUCAGGAUGGGAGGUGCAAUUUAAACACAUUAAAAAACACUUGUCUUCAAUUGUGUUGUCAAGUUAGAGGCCUCAUUCUGCCCGUUCAUUCCUCACAGUCACAAACAUCUCAGCAAGCGUGACGCAUGGAGCUUCUUGUGUUACUGAUAACCUGUCUCGUUGCUCUUAAAGCACCUCUUGAUGAAUCCCCAUGUGAGUUCUCCGCAUGUUAUUUUUAUGUGGCUGUUGAAAUGAUUUAUAUCUCAAUGUGACACCACACCAUGCCGGAGAGCUCUGUUCUUUCUUUUAGUGGCAAUGAUAUAUUAUGCACAUGUACGGACACAAAGAUACAUACAGAUUUAAAAAAAUAAAAAAAACUUAUACAUUUCUCUCUUUUUAGGUAUAUUAGUUUUUAUUCAAAGAAACAAUGGGAUUCCCUUUGAUUUUAUGAUAUGUGAAGUGAGCAAAGUCUUGGUUUUUCUGUCGGAUUUUACAGCUUACAGUUAAUUGGACCUACCAGAAUUCAUGCGAUAACCACCUACAAACGAAACUGUCUGUUUGCUCUCUGAGAGGUUGGAUGAGCCGUUGGUUUACAAUAGUUAAGCCACUGAUUUACAAAAGCUGUCGUUCAGGUAUUCAGAUUUAUGGUGACCUGCUUUCUUCGUGAUCUUGCAUAAGCCACCUGUGGAAUGACAACUCUCGAAAUUAUGACAUGAAAGUGGUUCCACCUUCUAUAAUGAUAAAUGAAUGCCUCUGUUUCAGGACUGCCACUACACGGCUAACAUGUUCUUUCGUACUUCCUGAAUUACACUUGUACCCCAUUGAGCAACCAGCUGAGCCAGUGCCCUGUUUCAUUCUGUAUAUAUCCAUGUCAGAUCUAUGUCUGUAUGAGUUAUACAUAGACUUACCACAUUAUGUGGGUCAUUACAGGAGUGUCAUGUGAGCUUUUAGUGUUUUGACCUGUUUUAGUGACCUCUGCGGUUCUUAAAUGAUCAACACUCCAGCUUUGAGGUUUACCGAAAACUGAUACAUCAUGCACUUAUAUUUUUUUUUUGGCAUUUUUAAGUCAUUUGUUUUGCCCUGUAUUAAUCUUUUGGAAAUACCAUUUAUAAAAUGAUUAUCAUUAGCCUGUCGUACCAUGAGCAGUCACUUACUUUAACCGAUUUAGAUUCUGUUUUAAACUCUGGACAGCUGUCUGCAGAAAGUGAUUAAUUGGCAAUAUAAUACUAAAAUAUGACAUGACUGAUGAAAGUGGAUGAAGUUUGUACAAAUCCUUAGCAGCUGCUUUGAGGAUAAUGGGCCUCUGCUUGAUUGUUUUAUUAAAAAUGGAUGUCCUUUUGACAGCUGAUUGAUGAAUCUCAUUUGUAGCAUCCCUGAAUGAGUUUUAAACAUGCUCAGUCUACUUAACAGCACAUACUGUAUUAUCUUUGCAUAAUUAUGUAAUACUAGAAACAAACUUUUUUACGUUAAUAGCCAGAAUUAUGGAGAGAUAGCUCUUUUAUUAUGUGGUUUAUCUGAAACCCCAGGUAUCAGUUUUACUGUGGUUUCAUAGUCCGUCCUUUUCUCCAGGUCCAGUUUAUUUUACUUUGUGUCCUCCUUUUCCUGCCCCCGUCACCCUUUACUGUCAAUGCCUGGGUGCUAGUGCAGGGCACAAUAUGUAAUAUGAUACACUAAAUGACCUAGAUAGCACCACUCUCCACUUGUGUUAUCAGUUCUCACCCACAGUCCUGGUACAGCAGUCCUAUCAGGCUUUCCAAACAGCACUCACAGUCCCAAAUCAGCAUGGAAAACAUUUAUUUUGAUUGUAACCCCCUCAGGCUGCUGCUGAAACUUCUUUGUGUCAACACGUUCCCUCUGUAUUUGCUUUGUGUUAGUCACAGGCGAUAUAGUUGAAAUUUGUGAUUAGAGUUUGGCAAACCAGGAAAAAUACAAGGAAGCUUAAAACCCCCCCACACUUGAGUCAAAUCUAGUGAAGGAUUCAUGUGCAAAGUUGCACAACUUUGAUUGUUUUGUCUUCUCUCUUUCAUUCCUUAAGGGAUUUCUGGAAUUAUGUAAAGUUUACACAAGUGUGACCCAGACUAAAAUGUAGCAGAAUCCACGUUUAACUCUUUGAGGACAGCUGGUGGGUAGUUUUUAAACAUGGUUUACAAUUUUACAUUGACUUAACUUCCCUAUAAACAAACUGCAGUAUAUUGUCACAUUUUGAUUUCAGAAAUAAGAAUAUAGUGGUGUAUUGUGUCUCAACCAAAUCUUAUAAGAUUGGAGGAGACUGAGUUUUAAGAUAAUGUUGUCUGGCAAAAAAGAGACACAUCUUGAAUUGAAUUAUAUGAACUUGUUAAUUUUCAAAUUCAAAGCAUAAAAAAAAUUGAGAAUGAAGUCAUAAUUUACACAACUAAAUAUUUAAGUUUAGGACAAUUUAUGAGAGAGGAGCUAUAAUCUUAAUCUGUUCUAAACCUUCAUAUUUUAUUGAAGGAGAAGAUCGGAAGAGCAGCCUGCCAUCUAACAAUAAUGAGGAAGCAUUUUGUAAAGUUGUAAAGUUUUACUUUCUGCUGACAAAAAGUCUCUCCUUCCUGUAGAUCAGGCAGCAGCUUGCUGCUCUUCUAACACCCCAGAUGCUGUUUUUUAACCUGUAAAGAUUAUUUUCCAUGAAGCUACAAUUUCAUUCCUGCAAGUUUACUUUUUUUUUUUCAUUUAAACCUACAACUUCAACUUUUUAUUUCUUGAUGUGGCUGCAGUUCUCUGAUGUAUCAUACAUAUUUUUGUCUCCAUGUUGAAUACAUAAAAAAAAAAACAUCCUGUCCUACAACUUCAUUUCUACUCUUCUACAGUCCAGAGUACUGAUCAAGUGGUAGAGAGCUCCUUUUUGUCCUUUCAAGUACUUUGUUAAACUUUGUAAAAAUAAUUACAGAAUACAAAUACAAACAACAACGAUUGGUAAUUUAUUCUUUUAAAGCCUGUAAAAACUGUAUCCUACUUUUGGUUUGAAAGAAGUCGGUCUGAUGUCUCGUCCAACAAGAUAGAAACUGAUUGGAUAACAGAUACUUUCAGGACAGAAGGAACUAAUCUAGUUUCCCUGAGAGCUAUAUUUGAGUGUUUAGUUCACUCGUUUUUAUCUUGGUUUCCAGCGUCAUCACAAACAGAUGCAAUAAGAUAACACCCCUCUCCCUCCUUUUCCUUUGUCGUAAUUUUCCUCACACUUUCUUUCCUCUCUUUUCGGUUUGAUUUCCCUCUGGGGCCUGCCACAUCCUCCUCUGCCACCCGUCCGUUCCAUUGUGAUUAUUAAUUUCUAAAGUGUAUUAAUAAGUGUCGAAGAAGCCGAGGGGCUGAAUGCUGAUGAUCUCAAAAGACACAGGUGUGUUUGUGCGUGAGUGUGUGUGUGCACAUCAUUACACAGCCCGCUAGGCCCACUGUAAUAACUGCUGAGUCUAUAGUCACAACUGAGUGGACCAAAAAAUCAACCCCCCUCCCACUUCCUGCCUCCUGAUUGGCCCAGGAAAGCCAUUCCCUCUCCUCAAUUGGCUCCCACCUUCAGCCCCUCCCUUCCCAUUGGUCCUCUCGGGGUUGUUGCCUGGUUACAUCAGAAGCUCAUAUAUUUGAGCAGUGCUCUGGAUGUUUACCGCAGCACUUUUACAGACAGAGUGCAGAGUGAGACAACCUUACUCACCCACAGACACACACUCACCAAGAGCAUACACACAUCAAUUCAGAGGACGCCACAGAAUGCACCCAGGCGAUACCCUGUCUCUGCUGCUCAACCUGCUGGUACUGACGCUGACACCUCAAAGUGCUCAACUGGGAUAACCUCCCCACUGGAUACAAGAAGACUGACUCUUAGAUCCCCACCGGAUUCUGAAAGAGACAUAAUCUGGAGAGAGGAGACAGAGCAAGCUUACACAGCUGGAUUGUGCUCCUGCAGGAGAUGUGUCAAGUGGUUAAGCAGAAAACAGAAGACCGAGACAGAAAUCUUGCUGAGUUUGGUGUCAAAGUCAAGCCGACUUCUCUGCAGGAUUUGAAAAAUAUAAAACAGACCAGACUUGAGUAACCUUUGCGUUUGCUUGGACAAAAGAAGAAAAAAUUCAGAGAAAACAGCCAGUCAGACGAUCAAGACAGCGGUCACAGUGAAGCACCUGCAGGCUGGAUUCCCUGAUAUAAAACACCCAAAAGAAAACAAAAAGGACUGAUCACAGUGAGAGGCGACACAGCUGCAAAGAUGAGAAUGGCCUGUGACAUUCUGCUGCAGAGGUAAACAUUGGAGUUAUGUAACUUUGUUGCUCUGCCUGGAAUGCAUGAUUUGAUGGAUGAAUGAAUAGAUGAGAGUAUAUGAAAGCAAAAAUGUGGUUGGAUGAGAGAUCAGAGAAUACAUGACUGAGCUUCACAGGGUGGCGGAGAGGAAGAGGAGAAAGUAUUACAUGAAUGAGGCAGAUUAAUUAACAAAAGAGAAUGGGGGAUCCUAGAAGAAACGAUUAACUUGUGAACGCUGGAAUGAAUCAGAGGAAACCUUCAGAAGGAGCGCUCAGGCGUUUAUUAUGAAUGAAAGAAUGGAGGGAAAUGAGGCUGGAUUGUGUUUCUCACUCAUUGUUUAGUUACCCAGGAGAGAUGAAAGAGAAAAGAAAGGCAAGGGGAGUCACUUUUCUGUACAAGAAUAGAAACAACAGAAGAUGAUGAUGAAGAGAAAGGGGUCGUAGCAUUACUUAACAGCUGGUAUUGUGUUAUGCAAUCGAAGAAAGCAGAGGUCUGCCUGAGAAUCUGUCAGCAAUAGAUGACGAAGUUAGGCUAUUAAUGGCAAUCUUUAAUAUUCAUUCUCUCAAAUCAUGGCUCCUUAGAUCAGUUAAAGUUUAAGACAAUAAGUGACUCUCAAUACUGGUGAAUGCUACUGUCUUCUGUUGGUUUGCUUUCUAAAAUCUUAACAAGUGCUGUAGUGCCUUAAGAGGCUCUAAGAAAUCAGUGGGAAACCACCUUGAAAAGUAUUUGUUUUCAUCAUUGGCAAUAAGUAAAGUGCUAAUUGAAUUUUGACAACUGUUUAAACAGCUUCUGAAUCAAAUGAUCAAUACUAAUAUUGAUUGCUGACAGUUUAAAUGAAAAUGUUAAACAUCAAAGUUGUUUAACACACAAAAAGUCCAGGUUUGUAAACGACUAUAUUUGAAAUCUGUUGUCGUGAUAUCUUACUCUUAGAUCCUCCUUCAAAUCUGAUCUUCUACUGCAAACCUGUUUAUCAGAGGCCAAUCCUAUACCCACGUAGAGGUUUAGUAUUUCUACUAAGAACACUUCAUUCUGCAGUCAUACUCUAGGUUGAGUUACAUUUUAUGCCAAUUUGUGCUUAGGAAUUGUGCUUAGGAAACUAUGGCGGCUGAACAGUGUAUUGAGUUGGAGCUGAAUAAUCUUGAGGAGAUGUUAGAGGACAUGAAGCAUACAGCUGAUUCACAGCAAUACUUGAAUACAGGAAAUAUAAGGCAACCAAAUGAACUCACAGCUCGUGUUGUUUUGACAUGUUGUUACAUUUUUGAUGAGACUAGACUUGUGCAAAGGCUUCUGCAGAGGUUUAGCGAACCCAAAGGAUAUGCUACAGGUUGGAUUUGAUGCAGUAUAAAUUAGACUUAGAACUUGAAAACUCGAGGUACGAUUUGCCAAUUUUUGAACAGCCUGGUCUCUUUUCUGAGCCACGGCCGCCUCAUUUUGAGCCCAAUCUUUCAGCAAUGUUGCAUCAGCUCCUCAUGACUGUGCAAGAGGAAUGAUUAAUUGAAAGCUUUGAGGAGACAGAAAGAGGGGCUUUGGGAGAUUUAGAGUCAACUUAACGGAAUGGUUAUUCUCAGACGGCCAACAGUCCGAGGGAUGAUUGCAGGAAAAUAAAUGGAGGUUAGCUGCUCUGGUCGUUGACUGCAUAGACCCAAGUGCAAAGCAGCAAACAAAUGAGCAGCAGCCAUGCAUAAAAUCAAACCCAGAUCUUCAAUCUUUGACCUUGAGAGUCUGAAUGUGGAUUGUUUGAAAGCAAACAUAUGUUGUAAGGCUCUGUGAGAGUUUCUUGGCUUAGGCGUGAAGGACUAUAAAUGUUUACAGUUUCAGAGGCAGCAAGAAGAGCUGUUUACGAGAUGUAAGAUGAUGCUUAUAAUUCUGCGUGUGAGUGGUGGCGUAAGUGAGAGGCAGAAAGGCUAGAAGACACAAAGCACAUACGUGUGUUUGAAGUAGGUUACCUGCUAAAAUGAAAUAUGUUCUCUUGCGCAUGCUGAUAUAGAUAUGUGGUAUAAAUUUGUGUGCAUGUGUGGGAGGAUGCAUAGACUGCAGCAGUAUGUUGUACUUCCUUUAACAGCCUGAGCAGAGUCUGGUUUGCUGACAACAGCACCUCUGUAGAAUCCCAACUAACCUGGAGCUCACCUUACACACAUUUACUCACUCACACCAGUCUUCUCACUCUGUUUUGUUUCUUUUCCGCCACCAGAAAAACCCUCUUAUAUGAUGUAAUCUGUCAUUACCUCCUUCACUGAGGACACAAGGUUCCUCUUUUAUUUCUCCACACUGAAUGCAGCAGACCGAACCACAGUCACACUGAGAUGCUUUUGUGGCUUACUCAUUCACUCAGCUGAGACAAGGACACUGUAGCUCUACAGUACUAAAAAUGCACCCUCAGCGAAGAGAAUUUGAUACAAUCACCCUAUAAACUCUGUGUAACAUGCUGUUUUAUUAUACGCUUACAUCAUGUUUUUACAGCUCACUUUUGUCAAUAAAGUUUGUGAUCAAUGUAGGAAUUAACAGCUCACCAAAGGUACUGUAAGGAGUUGUAGCUCUAUCAUAACACGUUAAAAUGCCGCCUCAGAGUGAAAAUACAACCUGCAUUUAUGGGCCAAAGAAUAUUAAGAUAAGAGGAAAUAAAAGUCUAAAUGUUGUUGCAAUAUAACCGCGAGUCCAGCGCUAAGCAUGUUUAUAUCAAAGAUCUAAACAGCUGAUACGUGGAGGUCAUAAACCACUUGGAGAUAUUUUUCUGACUUCACAGUUGCAGAAGCAAAAUAAAGCAGAGCUCUAGAAAUAAUCAACUUUACAUGUUUUAUUCAUAAAUCUGCAAUGGCUUUAUUGCCUAUGUAAUUUAGGAGCAGUUAGUGUGUAUGUUGAUGAGCCAACAUUGUGCUUUUAGUGUUUAAUUAAUACACAAGACAUAGUUGUUUUAGAUAUUACAACUCUUUAAGAAUAAAGACAGUUAAAGAGAUGGAAAAACCUUAUUAUUUAUUUAUUUAUUUAUUUAUUUUUACAUAAAAUCAGAACUGUAUUUGCGAGCCCUGAAUUUCUACACACCUGUUGACUUAAAGCACCAGUCUUUAAGAGACUCUGGUACUCAGACAGCAGAUAAGCCUUGAGCGAUCUGAUUAAUUCUGGCAACAGUUUCUUAAACUCACCCACUCAGCUUUUAGUGAAGCAAGACGUGAAAUCAAAAUACCAAACAGGUGUUUUCCUUGAAAUGCAUCUAUAAUAAAGGAGACUGUCUUAUGUUUCAGGUUUAGUCAUUUAAAUUAAAACAUUGGAUGGUGCUACUAAUCUGUAAAGUGGCCGUACUAUUCAUGACUGAGGCCAAACAUCACACACUACUAUGUCACUAGGGGAAUGAAAGAUGGUGAGCUGUAAUGAUUGAAUUAAAGAUGCACACACACAAAGAUGCCUAAAAACUGAGGUGGAGUUUUGUUGUUGUUAAGAAACAAAAACAAUGCAGCAGAGACUUUAAACAAAUGUCGAGAAAUACAAUGGCAGAGUGAGUUUAUUGCCCGCAGACGAGUAAAAGUCAUGUCUGAGCUAAGAGGGAAACUGCGUCAGACAUAGCCACUGAAUCAAAUGUGAAAACAAGAGGACUGUUUGUUAGCUUGCAGGCACAUUAUAAACAACACUGUGACCCUCUCUUCAGGUCACUUUAAAAGGUUUUACAAUAUCACUGCCAAGAAACUGUUAGCUAAAGGUGUGACUCCUUAAGAUGUUAUCAAGGUCUUAUCUCUGUCUCUGGCUGCUGCUGUAGGGCAGGAACUGAUCUCAUCCGACCCACUUAGAGACCUUAGAGCCAAACCUCAAGUAGCCAAGAAGCGCCUCUUUGGCAUCUGUGCACGUGUGUGUAUUUCAGCCAAAAAUCCCCGGUUAAAGUAAAUGCCCAAAAAGUUCCUUCCUACACCAAAAAGGUUUUAUAAAACUUUCUAUCCUUGUGUUGUCAAGUAUGUUUUGUUACGAUGGCUGAGCUGUUUGAGUUGUAAAAAGAUUCCUUGUAAUUUUUCAACAUUGAGAGAUCUCUGAAACGCUGUCGUAGGGCCUUGAUAACUCUUUCUUUUCUACCCUCCAAAGUGUCCUUGAUGAGGACAAAAUGCCCAGAAGGACCCUUUUGUGUUUGGUCUUCUUUGGCUCCUCUGGCAUUGAUAGAAAUGUUAUCUCUACUGCGUAGUGAGCUCAGGGCGGCGACAACACCCCUGAGGUGCAAGAGUGAUUUCAGUUCAUACCUUCAGGGGCAAAAUGGUGUAAGGUCAGAUAUUAUCUGUGCUACUCUAGGCUCAUGGAGGUUAUGUAAUGUCCUUAAGGACCCUAUCUUUAAUCUAUUGUUAGUGGUGCUGGGGCCCCUUAGGGUGCAACUUAGCAGGAGAGCCUGCUGUCAGAUGUUAUUAGAGCUUUAAGGGGACUGUCGCUGCAGAGGGGGCCUGCAGGGUGUGAUCCUGUUUGAAGGGCAGCUCACUAUGUUAACUAACGGAGGGAAAAGAAUGAUGUUCAUUUUACCUGUGAGUCUGCAUUAGGCAGCCUUUAGGUUUGUAUUGCACUAUUUUAUAGUUUCUACACCUGGUUACAUCCUUAAUUCACUGUACAUGCAGAUGAAGAUUGUUAGAAAAUGAACGGAGAUGCUCGACGUGUUCAUUUGCAGCCAGAAUUCAAGGGCAGAGGACAGAGAUAAGGUUAAAAUUUACUUUAGGAAAAGAUCAAUAGAAAAAGAAAGAUAUGAGCCCGAGAUAAGACUUGUGCAGGGCUUGUGAGGAAAACAAAUUGCGCAGAAUUUCCACAGUGAAAGAUGGCAAAGAGUGGGCAAGAUGAGGCUGAUCAAUAAAGUAGAUGAAGAAGGGCGUGGGUAUCAUUUUUCAAAUGAAUGACGUGAGCGAUUCAUGGUCAAAAAGACAGAGAUAGAGAGCUCGGACAGGAAGAGAAUAAACUUUGAGAAAAAUGCAAGAAUAUCAGCAAAAAAGAAGGUAGAUAUAAGAAGACAAUAUCAGGAGAAAAGAACGAUUGAGGGUUUGAUUACAUCUACCAUUAAUAAUUCAGCCUGUAUUGAUCUACCUGAAGACUCCGUGCUGCUUUAGGGGUGUGUGAGUGUGAGUGUGUGCCUGCCUGUGUGUCAAAAAGUCAACAUACUAUACAUCCACAAGAACAGCUUGCAUAACUUCAGCUGCUGUUUGUCUAAUGAGGUGAAUUCUGCUGCAUGAGAGACACACACACACACAAAUACACACUGUGUCUAUAUGAGAAGUACCCAUGGACUUGGACAUAAUGUGUGUGACCUUGUGUUGUGUGAGUGUGUUAGAGUGUUAUAUAAAUCUGAAGUUCUGCGUGCCUGACAGCGUAUGAGUGUGUGUGAGUGUGUGUGUGAGUGUGUGUGAGGCCAGCGGCAGGCUGCUGAAUCAACAGACACAUCUCAGCCACCUUCCUGCUUCGUGCCAAAGACACAGAUACACACACUCACACACACCUCCCCGCUUCUGGAGGAAUAUCGUAGAACAAAUAUGACCUUACAGACACACACACACACACACACACACACACACACACACACACACACACACACACACACACACACAAACAUUGUUCUAUCUGAUCAGCAGACUUCAGCAGAGCUCUGUAGCCUAAAUAACAAUCUGCCCACCCAGAGUGGCGCCAGCGACUGAGACGCUGUGUGAGCGUUUGGUGCAUUUUUUGAGAAAGAUCUCCAGCAGAAGGGAUCUUGAAUUUGGAAACAACUUCAAAGGGAACAUAAAUUAAUCAUUUUGAUUUGCACACAUUUUUAUUUCAUUCCUCUUCGCUUCAUCUUCAUGUCUCUGUUCAUCAGCAUAGGCAGACCCACUCUCCACUCCUCUCUCUUUGUCCUCCUCCUUCCCUAUUUUGACUCUUUCUGCCUGACGCCAACACUAACACCCUCAAGGUCAUGUUAGUUUGAGAGUUGAAGGGUACGUGAUGUUCUAACCACUAUGUCCUUUCCUCUCUCUCGCUCUCUCUCUCUCUUUACAGCUCCCACCUCUCCCCUAUAUCCAUCCUGCCUGCUGACUCUGCUGAGUAAGUACACACACGCUGCAGAAAUUUCAUCCAUGCACUGUGACACAUGCAAACACGUCUUCAUCCCAGCUACACAGAGAGACAGUAAACUGAAAAUUCAUUUUCUGUGCAACUCUUACAACUGGGAGAAUAUAAGCAGACUGAACCCUGCAAAGAGAAAUGGACUGCCAGGUUAGCUUAGGUAGAGCUGGGCAGGGACUGAAGAAGUGGGUCUGUUUGUGAGAGGAGUUUGUAGUAAUGAAAGUGAGCGGUUCAUGAAGUGAUGAAGAGAAAUACUUCCACGUGCUUUUGAUGAUUAAACCACACUAAAGCAUUCGACAUGGCCUACUGCCCUAAAGGCGUUACCUCAGCUAUCACCUGACUGUCAGGCUUUUGCCUCCUCUCUGCAAAACAAAAUAAAACAAAAUUUCAGUGGUACCAUGCAUCAGUGAGAGUUUUAUUGAGCCCAACGUCAGGGUCAAAAACACAAAAUGUCACAAGGACAAACUGUGAAAAAUUCAUCCAUUCAGGAAAAUACUGCAUCCCACUAAAGUGCCAGACUCUCUUCUUGAUGCCUUUCAAGUACAAUUACUGUUUCCUUCUCUAGGAACACAUAAACAGGCACAAGGGAUUCAGUUUUUAUAGACAGUCUCGUGUCUCUGAGUGAGAUUAACAUCUUUAUCUAUAUCUGGCUACCAAGAGGGAAAGGACGUUUAAGUAAUAAUGUAGAAGGAAGCACAUACUGAUGGUCUUGGCUGCAUGUGAGAGAAGCCCAUCAUCUGCCAGUUGUGCCUACUUAGGUUGUAAAUGCUUUAAGAACCACAUGCUUCAAAAAUGAUAUAAUAUUAGUUAAUAUUAUAUCAAAUUUAGAGUAACUCAGUUGUACAAAUCAUAUAAGCUUAUUAUUUACCUUCUAUUUAGCUGCAGCUACGACACAGCGGCUCAAAACAAAUGAAAUGAUUGAACUUUUUCCAGUGUCUGUCUGUUUCUACCUGGUCUUCUUUAACUCCUCCUGAGAUGACUGCCCUCAUUUGUGCAGAGUGAAUGUAAAGAAGGAUACAUAAUCAUAGCACACAGGGUCAAGACGGUUUAAAAACAGUCUUUGUAAAGCUGGUGGAUCAACCCCGUGUAUCUCAGAGCAGAAAAGGUCAGAGUGUUAGCGCUCAUGUUACCUUUUUUAGGCCGUGAAGUCCUCUUGUCCUCUCUCCUUGAACACUCCAGUUAAACAUUAUUAAUCCUUCCAGAGCUGGACCAGGUUAUUGACUUUAUAAGGCGUUAUUAAAAAAAGCUCAGAGAUUAAAGAAGAAGUGAUCCUCACCUUUAACUCAUUUUUUUACCCUUGUGUUCAUUCAUUAUUUUCCAUCUGCCUCAUUGCCUUACAUUCUUGUGAUUCAUAUGUAAAUAAAAAAGACAGUUUGUGAUUUUAAAACCCUUUGGCAUUGUUUUUAUUCAUUUCAAGGGGCUAAUUAAAUGUUAAAUUAAGUAAGGAGGUGUACCAUGUGGUUUUAGAUUUAAAGCUUGACCUUUUUAAUGCACUAAGUCUUAUUUAAACAGAAUGAAAAAGAGUAGGUGUAAGAAUAAGAAUAACUUUAUUUUAUCCCCAAAGGGAAAUUCAGUUGUCUGUAGUCUCAGCUGUCGUGUCAAAAAGUCAUCUAGUAAUGCAUCUAGCUAAAUGGAUUGAGUUUGAAUUAACCAAUGAACACUGAUGAUUAAAAAAAUGUAUUUAACAAUGAUAUCAAAUGAAUUUUAAUGUCUCUGUUGUUCCCAGGAUAAUUCAGCGCACCAUCAGAGCUGCAGUGGAGCAUCACUUCUUUGAGCUGAAAACCUCCAUCGAUCAAGAUCUGAGCAACUUUGACAGCCAGGGGUGAGAGUUCAAACCCACUAUCAAACAUUCACACGCACAGGCACAGCCAGACACGCUUUGAUCAGGCUGAGGAACAUCCACUCGCUUAAGUGUGUGCACCUGUUCAAUCGCAGAAAAAAAAAUCUGUACCGUUUUUCCUACAAGCACCUGCUGGGAGCAACACGCGUAAGUCAGAUUCCUGAGUGGUUAAAGGUGGCAUCAGAUGACUCGAAAGGACAUUUUUGUCAUAGUGAACAUUGAGCACAAAGGAAAAAAAAAGAAGGGUGGGUCAGUUUACUGGUAAACAUGUUGACAGCUCUGGCACUAACUAGCAAACUCUUCAUGUCCCGGGGCAGCAGCUGUUCAGUGGUCAGCCACCUUUAGACACGCCCAGUUUAAAUAUAUACAUAAUUCUUUACAGUCGAUCAGACAAAGAAAACACAACAGAUUAUUUUUGUUAUUAUUAAAGUGGUUUAAUUUUCAUUCGCUGGUUUCCAGGGUGAGCCCCAGUGACCCAACAGACCAAGGCUGCCAUGGCGACGAAGAGCAACAAACAGACCCUGAAGACAGUCCCUGUGACACCGAAGGGGAAACCCCGCUUUCACCUACCAAACCGCAAAUGCAGCAAAGCCAGAAUGACACCCAGGUAAAUGCAAAGUCAAAGACAUAACUGUCUCCUCCAUGUUGAUAAACUGAGAGUGAAAUUGAAUGGCACACAUGCAUCCGUGGAGAUUUUUCUGAUAAGAGUGCACACCCACAACACACAGACCACAAACAGCCGCUGUGUGGGCUGCCAGCAUAUUUUCCGUAACUUAACCUCCUUCCUGUCCCAGUGUGUCAGUUCAUUCCAGGCCUGAUUGUUUUGAUACAAUCAGCACAGUCCAUCUUUGUUCUCCUCUGAUCGCUACAAUAGCUGGAAUUCUUCUGUGGUCACAAACACAGAAAACAACAGACUUGUUUUUAACACAUGACACAUGACUUAAUGCUGAAAUCAACUCUCAAAUUCCUAAAGACUUGUCAGAUUAGAAAUCUCUUCAGUGUUACAGCACCACUUCAACUACUUGUCACAAGAACUAUUUGAGUUUCAGUACAGUAGGAGAUGGUUGAGGAGAAAACAACAUGGCAGGGUGAGAAGUUUCCUCAAACUGAGGAGACACUUUAAUUCCUGUCAAAAAAAAAGAGUUAUCUCGGGGAUCUCUGUUUUGUUGUCUGCGGUGUCACCUGUGGCAUGAAGCAGUAACUGCAGUUGUGCUUUUGAACCUUGAUCUGACAAAGAUCAGAACGGCGUCUUUGCCGAUGGUUUUGUCACUUUUUCUUCAAAUUAAUGUCAAAUUGUAAAAGUUUAUUUGUUGUCAAGUGUCAUCAUCUUAAGUCAUCAGUCCUUCCUUUUUUUGAUCUGCCCUACCCCUGUAAUCAGAUUUCUGCAGAGAGAUGUAUCUCAAAAGAUCAGCUUCAAAUCAUUAGAUAUUACACAACACUGACUCGAAAAAGGGGAAUAAUGCAUCUCAGCAUUUGUAAAAGUAAAUCUCUCAGACUUAAGGUAUUAGUAAGAGAGUUAAAUAUCCUCCGAGACUUUUGGAGUGGCAAAUUACAAGAAACUAAUUCUCUAUUAGUCAGUGUUAACAGCCUGUUAUUUGCCAUAAAAUCUUUAGGUUGUCAACUUCUUUUUAAAAAAAGGUUGCCGUGGAAUAAAUCACAGAAUCUCCCAGCUGACGAGCAGGAAAACACCCACACUAUUUACUCUCUUUACAUUUUAGUUGUUCCAGCGUCACAUAUGCUCAGUGAGCAUGAGAUCAUACAUUCACACCGACAAGUGUACUCUGAGUCAUGAUCCUACUCCCACAAACUAUUCCUUUCAUUCAUAGAAUUUAUGUAACAGCUAACGAUCAAACGAGAACUCACAGCGUUUAUAUUCUCCCAAACUUUUGCAGUUUCUCUCAGUUCAAGAAAUAGAAAGGAAACCCUAAAACGAACAUCACCGCUGUGCUGUUUGUUCCGGUGAUCACUGUGAAACCCACAAGUAUUUGUGAAAGUAAAGGAUCAACGGUUGAAAAUGCACCUUUUUUUUCACCGGAUUAUAAAUGGCAGGAGAAAUAAAACUGAUAACCACAAGAUUUAUUUGGAUUAAUGUAAACUGUAGGUUUAAGAGAAACUAGAUAACAUAUUUUCAUGAGAUGACAUGUUGUGUGUCAGUGAUAACAGCAGGGAUAAUGUGGUCAUUCCCUUUUUUUCUUCUCUUAUGAUCAUUCAUGUAUCUCACUUUGCACUUCACCUUUUAAGUCCCUGAGUUCCAGCCAGAAAUCACAUCUUAAACUCUAGUUGUUGCUUUUUAUCAGGAUUCUUUGGACUCUGGCGCCACUCUGGAAGAGAACUCGGGAAUGGACCUGGAUUCAGAGGCUGUGAGAGAUGCUGAGAACAACAUCAACACUGCCAGGUGGGCUGAAAUGUUUGUUCGUUUACAAGCCUUUCUUUGAAUCACUUUGACCUCGCACCAAGAUUAUUCCAGCUAAGUUAUUUUAGCGAGAUACUUUUUUAUCCUUGAGGUUUAGGGUCCUGUUUCAAAAGUGUGGAAACUGUCCGUCGCAGGGUCAAGACUUGAUUACAAAUAAAAUACUAUUUCAGAUAAACAGUUCCUGGGUCAGUGUUCCUGAACAAUGUACUACAUUGGUUCCCAUUCACUCUUUAAUACCUGCUAAACUCUCCUGACUGAAGCCCUUUGACCCGAUAGUGUGAGCGAUUUUGUUCGUUCUGUAUGAUCGAAAAACUAAUGGUUACAGAUUGGUUGGCUUGGUUUCAGAUGUAGGGAGGUAAGAGCUGUUGGAUUGAGUAUUUAGGAUUUCUUGCUCCGUCCUGGUUUGGGGGACACUUUGAGCAUUUUUAGUCUAAUUUUGAGUCAGGUUGCUGUUUUUGUUUUGCUGUCUGAAGCCGGCAGAUGUGACUUGAAUAGAGCACUUCCUUUCCUUUCUUUCACAGUAAGUGUGAUUCAUUGUCCUGUUACAUGUGGAGGUUUUUUUUUGUACUGAUCACAUGACACCACAUGUUAACAAAUCACUUGGAUACGCUGUCUCAGCAAGAGCUCGUCUCAAGGUUACAUCCAAAAAGAGCCUUUCUAAUCUCCCUCUCAGACACAUAUUAACUCAAACUGUGUCGUUUUACACCUCAAACAUCAUAUGACUUUAUCACAGCUCAUGUCAGAUUGUGUUUUAGUUUCGUCAUGGUUUAAUCAGCUGGUGCUAACACGUUUCACGCCUGUUUAUGUGAGAUAAGACAAGACAACUUCAAGCAUAUACUUGUUAAAACGGUGAGGUUUCCCAGAAGCAGGAACUUUGUGAGUUUUUUGUCGAAUCAUUGUGAUGAGAGUGGAUUUUAGAUGUGUUACCUCAGUGGGGCGGUCUUUCAGCUGUUACUCACAUCUAUAAAAGGAGCUAAAGGUUCAUCAAGAGGAAUUCAGUUGAGGUGGAUGAUGGAUCACCUAGAGUUUGUUAUUUCUAACUGACCAUCUGCAAAGAUUUGUAGUAAAUAAAAGGUGAAAGUUCUCACUGUUGAUAUCAAGUGGUUGAAGUUGUUUUCUCCAAAUCAGGCCAUGAAAAGAUAACUUUUAUUUACAGAGAAUUUAACAACAUCACAUCUAACAAUUAGAUUUUAGAAACCGAUUUAUGAUCAACUUUAAGUUAUGUCGUUUACUGAAGAUGUCUUUUGUUUUUUUUCUCAGGCAGGACAAUCAACCCUGUGACAUCAUGGAGCAAGCUGAGACUGACACCAUGUGCUGUGUAAGUGUAAACAAAAGGAGAUAUACAGUGUUUGUCUGUGUUGCACUUUGACUUCAAUUUAAAUCUAAUAGAUAAAAAAUGAUCAUCGAUUAUUUUGUUUUCUUUCCUAAUUAACGUGUAAAAUCACUGUUUAUUUUUCUGUUCCUGCAGGACUCUGAUUCAUGCCACAGUGAUCAGAACGCCAACACCAGUGAGACCAACAGAAACCAUCUGUCGCCAUGCCAACCAAAAUCUGGCCAAAACCCCCACCUCCAGCUCUUUCCUGAUAACCAAUGGGAAGGUAUGUACCCUCAUGCUGUGGCUGUAAGCCAAUGUGUAAACUAAAUGAAUUUGAAGGUAUGUGUUCGAGUAAAUAAUAUGAGACAAAUUAAAAGUCUUAUUUUGAACCACACUCCAUUAAAGAGAACAUAUUAUACCGUCCUAAAAUGUCAUUUUUGAUAAUCCUGUCACGUCUUUCUCUGAUUGGCUCGCCCUCUUGUCAUUUUAUGUUAAGGCUUCUUUAAAUCCUGGUUAUUGAUGAGGUCCAUAAAAUCCACGUCAGUCUCUGUUCGCAGUCACUCCUCUUCCCUUUCCUCAUGAACGUCAGAUUUUCAGUGUGACUGAGCGAAAACAUUAAACAUCAUUCUGUUGCUGUUGAUCCCACAUUAGUAUUCCUGUCGAAUGUUGGUGAGAGAUUGACGUCAACGCUCCUCUUUUCUUCUAUCUCACUCCCUUUCUCUACCUCCUCCUUUGUUCUCCUCCUCCUUCCAUCUAAACAGCAUCACCCCCCUCCCAUCUCCACCUCCCUCCCAUAGACUUCUCAUGUAUGCAUCUUCAAAAAGAAGGCCAAGGUAAGAAGUGAAAGUCUGCCCACACCUCCACUCGACUACCCAUCCUUCCUUUCAUCCUUUCUCCUUGAUUUUUCUAUAUAGUGGUUGCUCGGUGGUUCUGUCACAGUGUGGGAAGUGUUAUUCAAAUAUUCUCACAUGUAAAAUUCUGUUUCUGAUUAUGAAUCUCUUCUGCAUGUGAAACUUUCUUUACGUGUGAAAAAACACAUCUGAGUUCCUCUUCAUUUUCAUCCUGCUGCAGGACGAUUGAUCUGGACUCUCUCACAUCCUCUUUUAACACCUUUUUUUUACAGACUCAUUUUCUCGACUUUCUUUAAAAUUCUGUCUCUUUACUUCCACAACCUCUCCUUCACCCUUUAUCUUCUUUUUUUUCCUCCUACUCAACUCAUUAGCAUAACUCUGUCAAUCAAGACACUCUGCUAAUCAGGCAGAGAGUGAGUCAGCAGGGCAGUGAAGAGGAAAAUAAGAUAGUUUGAGAUCUCAGCUCAUCAGCCUCCUCCUAGGCAGCUUUUGUCCACUUCUCCUCAGAUGUACAAUCCCCACCUCCCAUCUUCUGCUCUUUUUCUUCAGGUGUUGAAUUUGUCUUUCCUGCUCCUCUUUCUAACUGCGAUCCCGUCUCCUCUUCUCUCCCCCAGACCCUGUCCCAGCCUACAAAUCCUGGCAGGACGACAGUGUGAGUGGCGAGGCGCAGCUCUCCCCCCUCGCUGGUCGCAUGGUUCCUCUCCCCCCUCUGCCCCUGGAGGAGGAAGGUGACGAGGAUGAGGCGGAGGGAGGUAAGGUUUCCUCCCCCUCCUCUUCUCGCUCCCACCCUCACCUCCUUGCCCGACGUUUCCUUGACUUCGGGGCUCACGGCGCCCAGAGAUUCCUCCAGCAGGAUCCAGAUGCCACCUCACCCACCAAAGCACAGAGGUACACAGAGCUUAUCGUACAGCUUUACUCAAUUACUCUUUAAUUCAGGCGGGAUAGUGAGAUCAUGUGGAAUGUUUUGUUUUAUCAAUUCAGGCCGCGGCGAGCAUCAUUUGGUUCCAAAGAGGCGAUGCGAGGAGGAGAUUCGGUGACCCACCAACUCACAAAGAAGCUUCAACACCUGAAGAAGAAAAUCAAACAAUUUGAAGAGCAGUUUGAGAAGGAGAGGAACUAUAAGGUACAAAAAAAGAAAAGUAAAGGAAGAGUGCAGACAUUUAUCAUUCCUAUCUUUCAUGGAGAAGCAGAACAAUGGUUAGGGCGUUUUUAUCGAGUUAGGACUUCAAAUAAGGACAUAAGUGGUUGUGAUUACUAUUAUUAAAAUAUUGAGAAUCUAUUCCAGGGCUAAGUCUGCUUUAUUUUGAGAGCACACUCAUAAGUUCUCUCUCCAUGAAAUCAUCAGUCCAGUAUCCUGCUGUGUGUUUGACACCGUUUCUCCUCCUCUGCUCUCUGCAGCCCUCUCAUGGUGACAAGGCAGCUAACCCCAAAGUCCUCAAAUGGAUGACCGACCUCACCAAGAUCCGCAGGCAGAUUAAAGGUCAGCCAGCCUCUCCUAUUCCCCAGUUUGUGCAUUUGUUUGUGUGUGUGUCAGGUAUAAGAGUGUCUGUGUGCCAUCCUGUUCCACGCUGGACAGCUUGACCCUCCCACUCCCAACUUUUUGACCUUUGUGAGAACAUUGCAUGUAAGCUGACCGAACUCACACAAACGCAGACACACACACACACGCAGAAGUGGCUCUCACACGCGUGGCUUCCACCCCACAGUGUGCUGGUGCGUCCUUGUGAACCAACAUCCAUUUCUUAUGAGGUGAAAUCAGGAAGGUGAAACGCUGGAUAAGACUUUUCUAACAGCCAGUUCGAGUUCAUUUGGAAAUACACUUAAAGAUAACUUUGAAAUCAAAGAUUCAGGAUCUAUCAACAGUUUUUCUUUAUUACUCUUUAGAAACGAAUCAUCUCUGGAGAUAUUCCACAACACUUUGUUGUGUCUCUUGUGCAUCUUUUCACAGUCCUGACUGCACCUCAUGACACUCGUCCACCCUCUUUGUGAGGUGACGGCUCUCCUCUUUUGGAGAACACAGUGGCCAAAACAUUUCUCUCUCUGUUUCAUAUCAAAAUUAAAAACAACAAUAACUGGAGCAUCCGCUCUCCACUUUCCUCCCUCCCUCCUCCAAUCGCCCAACGACCCGAUUGAUUGAUUGAUUGACUGAUCGGCCAACCAGGACGCCAGCACCACCUUUUACCCAGAAGCACGCUGAGGCACCAGGCUUUGCUCCAUUCAUACAGACGCCACCAUGCUCCCUUCUCCCCUUCCUCCUCCUCCUGCUCCUCCUCCUCUUCCUCCUCUAUCUGCUCACCCCCCCAUCACACACUUAUCCCCCCACCCCACCCCUACUCAGGCCUGAGCUCUAGACCGUUUCACCUCAGUAAGUACCAACCCCUCAGUAAGUAGACAUCACAAACACCGCAACAAUCAGGCGGCAUCCUGAGAGCAUCCUGCUUCUUUGCUUUUGUGUUUUAAUUUCGUGUCACAGAAACGCAUGUUUGGAUGGGAUAUUUAAGGAGUGGUAUCAUUUGAAAGUGUGUGUCGUAUCAGGAGGAAAACAGGGGCAGUUUUUGUUUGUUUUUGUUCUUUUUGCUUUCAUCGUAAACAGGUGCGCUCGCUGAGACAUAAAAUAUUUGCUAACGGGAUUUUUAAUCGACACUUUUUUGUUGCAGCUUUCAUUGUUACCAUGAAGCUCUUUUACUGUGGACAUCUUUUCAGUGUACAGCCCUGAUUUUAAAGAAGUUGUGAGAAUAAAUAAUAGAGAAUAAUAAUUAUAUUAAAUAAAUAAAUAAAUAUAAUAGGAAAGCAGCCGUUUCGGGUCUCUUCCAUCGCAGUUUUUGUGUCAUGAUGCAGCAAAUGUUCUCGCAGGUGACAAGUCUGGAGUGCAAGCGAAUGCAAAAUCCAUGCAGUUGUAAUACAUGCAGAAUGUGUGUCAGGAAGCGGAGGACAGAGUGUCCAUGAUGUCAAAAAGAAAGACAAGUUUUGUUUUGUCGGAUCAGAGGAAAGUUUACGUCGUCACUUUGGUCCGUCUAAUGCUGGCACUCCUGGAUCUUACUCUUGGUUUCCAGCUUGUACAACUUUGUUCAGUAUUUAUUGGCCCAGUUCCAAUUUUUUGAAAUGUGUCUGCUAUCAAAUCUGAAAUGAGUAUGAUCAGUAUUUGAUCAAAAUAAAAAACAGUGUGUUGAAUUUGCACUUCAUUCAAUUACUUCUAGGAUUUAAAUGCCGUGCAAGCCAUCCAAAUUUGUUUUAUCAUUUCACACAACACCCCGACUCUUUGAGAUUCAUGUUUUAUCUGCAGAGGUUCAAAGAUAUUAACACAAAAUCAAAUACAGAUUAUUUUCCAAAGUAAUAUCUAGAAAAUCUGUAAACAAACAAACCCAGUUCUUGAAGACAAAUCUGGCUUUUAGCCGUGUUUAUGUUUUUCGAGGGAAAGUAUUUUUGCUUGCUGUGCUUUGGUUUUUGACUAGGUGUGGUUUUGUGAUUUUGUCCAGAGUGUGUGUUAGUGUGUGAGUGAGUGUGUGUGUGUUUUGUUAAGCAUGAGUGUCUUUCUCCAGAUAUUGUGAAUGGCUGACUUUAACCAUCACAGCUGUGGUUCAGACUCCUGCAUGUCUGGUCGCCCAGUGAGAGAUGUUUUAUGUGCUGUCCGAGGAUUUCCUUAUUCAUCCUCUCUUUUCUGCAACAGCUGCUCUGGUUCCUUCUGUCGUUCUUUAUCGUCUGUAUCUCUUCGUGUUUCUUUCCUCCUUCACUCAUCACGGCUGAACUCUUUCCCCCUCAGAUGCAAAACACCGCGCAGAGAGCGAGCUCGGCCCCCACACUCGUCCUCGCAGCAACACCUUACCCAAGAGCUUUGGUUCCACUCUGGACCAGGGUGCUUGCGAUGCAGCCGGGGAGGUCAAGGGUCAGCGUCCCACCAGGGAGGAAACACUGGAGCUGAUCCAGUGCAGGGUCAAAGGGAAGAGGCAGGAGGACGGCUGGCCUGAGGACAUCAAGGUAAGCAACAGACACAAUGACUCUAAAGUAGGACUGGGCGAUUUGGCAAAAAAAAAAAAAAGAUCACGAUUAUUAUCGCGAUUUUUUAAAAACCUUCCAGUUUUAAAGCAUCUGUACUAAAAACGAAAGAAACUAGAGAUUAGUUCAAUAUUUUAUCAACAUACAAAGUAAAUAAUAAAGCAAAUUGAAUAAGAUACUCUUAGAAAAUAUAAAAAACAUUUUAACUCAACAGUACAACAAAAGUAGAUAAAUACUAAAUAACACAGUGAGUUAGUUUACAGUCCUGAGUGUUUUUGCAGGUAUGAAAGACCCAAAGUUAACGUAGAUGAGCGAUUGAUCGCUGCUUUGGUCUGGUGACUGCACUGCUAGUUACGGCUAAACUGCUAAUGCCACUCAUGCCGUCAGCGGUGACAGGCUGUGCAGACUCCGCUCACAUUUUCAUGCUUUCCUCAUAAUCUCUCAGGAAGAACUUCUUCAAAUGAUUAGACAGAUUUGUUGUGUGUGUUUCGAUACACAUCGGCUUAAUUGCUCGACGUCACUUUGGAGAUACCCGAACCACCGCCGCACAACCGACGUUGAAUAACUUCUCAACAAAAACAUCUUCGGAGGAUGACUCAAAAUCACGGCUGACAUCUGUUCGUUGCCCUCAGCUCCAUGUUUAGCUCCAUGUUCGGUCGUUCUGUUAACUUCUCCGGCAACUUACAGAGGUGAGCAGGGAAAGCUCGACUCUGAUUGGCUGUUGUGACGCACAUUUCUGUUGUGUUUGAUCGAGUAAAUAUGCUCUCAGCUGAUCACCGUGAUCGAACGGAAAUUUAUCACGCUCAUACAAUCGCCCAGUCCUACUCUAAAGCGAGUUUUAUUCCGAGUCAUCACUCUGACGUUAUGAACCAAAUCUGUCUCCGUAGAAGAUGACCAAGGAGCAGUUGUCCUGCGAGAAAACAGUCCUUCAGAAGAACCUGCUGCACUAUGAAGGCCUGCACGGUCGACCUGUUAGUAAUUUAAACCUUUUCACAUGAUAAUUCAGUGAAGCUUCUAAAAAUGCUGUUGACAUUUGUCUAACCAUUUCUCACUCUUGAUCUUUUUGUCUCUCAGGUGACCAGAGAGGAGCGUCUGGUGGUGAAGCCUCUUUAUGAUCGUUACAGAUUGGUCAAACAGAUGCUCACCAGAGUUAGCAUCACACCUAUCACAGUACGUUAACACAACCACGCUCAGAAAUCAAAACAGAAAGAUCCAUGACCUGCUUUUCAAACUACUGAACCCUCUUCUUCUUCUUCUUCUUCUUCUUCAGGUGUCCCCCUCCAGUAAGAGGCGAAGUCAGAUCCUCCAGCCAAUCAUCGAAGGCGAAACCGCUCAUUUCUGGGAGGAGAUCAAAGAAGAGGAGGAGGACGAGCGGAAAGAGAAAGAAGGAGGAGAAGGAAGCGGAGGUGGAGGAGGAGAGCAGCAGGAGCGGAAGGAGGAGCGGGAGGAGGAGGACGACGAGGAGGAGGAGGAAGAGGAGGAGGGGGAGAGCAGCGGGGGAGAGAUGCAGAGCCCAGAGGUCAUCAUGGCCGUCGACAUCGUGACCCCGACUGACGGAUCGAUGAGGGGCCAGAACCAACCAGACAGACCCAAGAUGGAGGAGGGGUCGGGGAGGCUGGCACUGGACCUUCGGCUGUCCAGCUCCAACGCCUCAUCCAUGUAGGAAUACGCACACACACAAACACACACACAAACACACACUUUUUACAGAGUGAUUGAAGGUCAGCAGGUCUGAUUCUCCUGAAAUUAGAUUUAAAAAAGUAAAUUGUUGCACCUUCGGUCUCUGUCUUGUCUUCUCUGACUCCUUUGUUAAUUUUGGUCAGCUUUAAGAGUGAAGAAGUCCCUCUUGUUGUCCUCUGAGUUAACUCUGACAUUUUAACAGACGUUAUUCUCUGGCGACCCUUUCACCCUGUGAAAAAGGAAACCUGAAUUUCGAGAGACAAGCGUAUAAUCUGUCUCUGUUUCCUUAAAGAUCGUAUUUAUUGUUCAUCUAUUCUUUUUGGGUGAGCGAAAACAAAAAGGUUAAAAAUAUAAUCCAUGUUCAGGGCUUGACACAAACUUUUUUCAACUUAGGAGCAUGUGAUCAAAAAUGUUUGAAAUUUGCCUUUAAAUUUAUCACAAAAAUAUUUUAGAGGACAAAUGAGGGUAAUAAAGAGGCGUGUCUUACUGUCGGACCGUCAUACUAUUAUUUGAAAUCAAUUUUAAGUCAAUUGGUCACAUGACAUUGAAGCUAUUGUAGGAAAACGGCCUUUUUUGAGAACAUCAACCGGUAAUUUAUUGAUGGUCCCUUAUUCAACACAUGACGUUGACAGGGAGGGUGUCCAGUAGAUUUAACCGCGCUGCUGUUGCUAUUCCUGGUUAUGGAGACUGAGAAGACACCAGUAGACGUGCAGUGAAUGUCCGUCAAAUAUCCAACCUAAAAACUAAAAAAACAUUUGUUGCCUCGGCUGAUUUCUUUCUUAUUCUUCCCCUAAAUACAUUUUACAAUUCGCUCACAUCUAUUUUUAGUCACAAAUGAGAGUGAAACGGUCACACUAUCGAGUCCUGAUGUUCCUGUAAAUGUGAAUCACCCAGAGGAGCUGUUAUGAUAUCAGCUUCAAGAUUAUCUGUGACUUUGCAGCCUGUUCUGACACCAGCAGGAAAAGAGAGACACAGGUGUAAUCUGCUGAGUCUGUAAUCUGGUUAAUAUGUCACUGAGCUAACACACACACACACACACACUCAGUUCUAAUCUUCAGCAUCAGUUCAGGUUUGUAAAUCCAGGUUUCUUGCAUGAACAUGAUCCUAACAGCUGAUCUUUGACACCACCGCAGUGACUCCACUUCCUGUCCCACUUUCUUCUCUCGUCUCUUGAGCCGAGUCGAACUAUGCGGGUCAAGACUCAGAUUGCUCAACGCUGCUCUGAUAUCUUCGCUGACUGAUUUAACUCCUCUCAUGUUUCCCAUGAUCCUCUAGGCCAGAGCUGCUGGAACAGCUGUGGAAGGCCAGAGCGGAGAAGAAGAAACUGAGGAAGACCAUCCGAGAGUUUGAAGAAGAGUUUUACCAGCGUAAUGGAAGGUAGGUGGAGGUCACAGCUCACAGAGGAGCAGACGGAGGUGUUUCUUCAGGUCCGGAUAUUAGAGAACAAAAGAGGUGCAAACUGUCUCCUCUGUUUCUGUCCUCUGCUGCAGGAACGUUCAGAAGGAGGACCGGGUACCCAUGCUGGAGGAGUACAGGGAGUACAAGAGGAUCAAGGCCAAACUCCGCCUCCUGGAGGUUCUCAUCAGCAAACAGGAUUCCUCCAAAUCCAUCUAGACCCACCCACCUCAGAGACCCACCAUCACUGCUGCGAGGACUCACCCAGGACGUCCCUCGUCAUCGUUGUUAGACGUCACACCGCACCUAGACUGGUCCUACAAUCAUUCAGAGUCACAUGACUUACCAGGAAGUCGACAUCAAGACGAGUCAAAGAUGCUCAUACAGACUUCACCGAGUGCUGCAUUCAUGUCAUGGAGAGAACCGACUGAGGAGGAGGAGGAGUGUGAUUUAGUGAACAACGCAGCCACAAAUAAAGCAUUAUUUAAUAGACACAGUUUGCAGUUACCUAAACCUGCUUUACAUCUACACUAACCUUUGUAGACGUGGUUUAAAGUCGAGGUUUUGAUCGUAACAGAAACUUGUCAGCUCGCACUGAGUGGUUGAUUGAUAACUUAAAGAACCGCCUCUCUGGUUUCAUUUCAUUCAGACGGCAGACAAACACUCGUCACAGUUGAUGUUCUCAGUGUUCAAGCGAUGAGUCAAACUCUGAGCAGAAUAUAAGAAGAGCAACACGACUGUUUGGAAGCUUCAAAACAUCCAAAACACUUUUUAUACUUCAAAUGUGCCAAAUUUAGUGAUAAAAAUGAGAAACAAUUGUGCAAAAAAGCAGUUUUAGCUGCUUUUUAAAAGAAACGAUUAAAAACCAGAUUAUUGAGCUGUGAGAACUUGAACGAAUUUUAGGUAUUUAGGUCUUAAAGUCUUAUAAAUCUGUACAAAAAUAUUUAAAAUAUAUAUAUGUGUGUGUGUGAAUAGAGCUUUUCUCUUUCAUUUGGUGGUUUGAGUGAAGCGGACAUAUUAAGGGAGGUGUGCAGUGAGACGAGUGUUUUUACAAGUUCAUCUCCAUGACAUGAAUGCAUCGCCAACACCAGUAAGUAAAUCUUCUAAAAUCACGCCUGUCUGCCACAACUGCUCUCUGCUGCCUCGUCUGACUUCAUAUCAUUCAAAGAGAAGAAGAAGAAAAAGGAAUCAUCUUCACCUUAACUGUGUUCGUCUUCAUCACCGUUAUCGUUCUCUUCUUGACUCACAUUUUCUCGACACCUGAGAAAAAACAAAAAUGUUGACUUUUUUAAAUUCAGCGACUCUCUUUGGUCAGUUUUUCUUUUCCUUCGCGCUGAGGAAUCUUAUCGGACAGCUCGAGGACUGGCAUUCAAGACACUUUUCACUCAAGACCCUCGCUCUUUCUUUGGGACGUCACUCUUUUCUCGCCUCACUUCAGAGACUCCACGUUUCCUCGUUAUUUCGUUCCAUCAGUUAAACUCUCCGGGUGCUUUUUUCCCCCCUUACUGACUGAUUUUAAAACUCAUUCACGUGUUUAAAUAACGUGUUCAUGUGUGUGCUGUUGUCAAAAGUGUACACAUCCAUGUUUGUGAGGCGCUGCUGCUUGAAAAGAGUUUGUGAUUAGAUCCAAAAGGAAACGGGGAAAAAAAAAAACAGGAUUUGACAGUGAAGCCGUUUGAGAGACUGAUUCUCGCUCGUGUCUCAUCUUUUUCUGUCCUUCAGUGAGAAGUGUUAAUCCCCCUCGCAGAUAACUUUGAAUUUAGUUUCCCAUGAGCCUUUUGCUUACAGAAACGCCGCCCUCAAGUCCCCUGAAGCUCAGACAUCCAAGUAUUUGAAGUCAUAUACUUUGAAUUUCUGACUGCACUCGAAGGAAAACGCUCAAAGGAAAUAGUCCUACUCUGAUUAGGACAGUUAAUAAUAUAGAUAGAUACAAAAAUGAUCUAGAAAGUUGUUUUCUGUCUUUUUUCACUCGUCUUUUCUUGUUUUGUUAGCUGCAUGAAGGUGAUCUGGUUCCUGAGGGAUUAAGGGUGUUAAAGAGAGGGGCUAGUACUGCUGCAUCCUCUGCUCUCUGAAAGCAGAAAGCGUGCCGGCUGGUGGUCUGUUUGGUUGCUGUGCAGCUGUCUGAACUGAUUUCUCUCUGACGGUGGAGGUCUGACUGUAGCUUUAAAGGCUGUGUCGUGUCAAUGAUGUGCCAACACUGCCAGCACUGAUUUUAAACACAGAAGAAGAAGAAGCUCCACUCCAGGUUAGCUGGUGUUUUUCUCCAAACCGACCCGUCAGUGCUGAGGGUCUGGUUCGUAGCAUAAAUCAGUCGAAGGUCCAGCGGGCACAAAAACAAUCCUGUUUUUGUUUGCAAAAUAAAGUCCCAGCAAAGUUUCAUUUCCUGCUGGCAGGUGAAAUGAGGGCAGGUGAGGAGCUAACAAGUUUGUCCUCGUCGGUUUUUCUUCUCUGUAGAGGCCGUGUUGUUGAGUCGUCACCGUGUGAUUUGAAAGAAGCGAUGAAGAGUCUCCACCUUUAGCCGGUAGGUUUUUAAACUGGCUGUUUUUCGGAAGUUGAAGUUCUAUUAUCAGAACGUCUCUGGCUCACAAAGCUUCACGUUUAAGGCCAUAAAGACAGACUCGUGCUGUUCAGUCACCUGCCGGGGUCGACGUCGACUGUGUCAGUGGACGGCACGCGUGAGAAGUGUCGAGUGAGUUCUCAGUGUUUGUGAUUGAGGGAGGGUGUGUUUGUCGGAAAGUUCACGUUUGUUGUAUAAAAAAAAAAGAGUUAUUUGCACAGCAUUCACUGAAUGCAGCCCUUUUGUGUUUUUUCAUUUGUUUUUCUAAAAUGAAGCACUACUUCUAUACAAAUAUAAAUAUAUACUGUACAUACAAAAAAAAAAACACCCGAAGGAAUGAAUGUCAGAAAUGUUUAAAUUAUUUCAAACAUCAUGUUUGCCCCCUUUGCUUCAUAUAUUUGUGCUGCCCUGAGAAUGUGUUUUUUUAUUCUAAUAGUUAUAAAUAUUGCUAUUACUAUCAUAACCAUUAUUUUGUGUGUUAAUGACAAUGACAAUAACCAUUUUUGUAUCUACUCACCAACUGUAAAACCAGCUGUAGAAGUUAGUCUGGCACUGUUCGUCUGCUCCUCCAACAUGAACCUGCUCUGAUUUGAUUUUGUGGCUCAGUGUAAUAUAAUAAGCUAAUAUAACAGCAGUACUGUAGUGAGCUUGCAUGGCAUAAAGAGAACAUAAUAGUAUGAAUAACAUGAUGUAUUGUUUUUUUUAUUGUUUGUGCCAUGAAGAAGCAGCAAUAAUAAAUGUUUGCCUGAAGGUUUUACAGCAUCGGGUAACAAGGGCGGGACUUAGUGUGUGAAUAGUUGAGGUACAUUGUUUUUUUAGUUUUCAGUUCAACACGCACACACCAUCACACACUCUGCUCUGGUUGUGUGUUUUUACCACUAUUUGUUGUCUGCAUAAUGUUCAUUUUGGCACUGCUGAGGAACCAAAAUAAGGUUUGUCGAACAGGAAGGGGAACAGGGAUUGAAAAGCCAAUGACAGACGUGUCAUAUCUGAAAACAUUCCAGUUUUUAAUCAUCAUUCAAAGAGAGGAAACAAUCCAUCACUCAUCUCUGAAGGGCUUUUCUUUUUAGCUUUCACCUCUGUUGUUGUUGUUGUUGUAUUUAAAGUCAGACAACACGAGCAGCUGAUGUAUUUGGCGUUUCAGUUUCUUUUGUUUUUCAUUGUGCCUGCAACAGAGUGGUAAAGUUCACCUUGUAAACUGUAAAUUCAGCCUGUCUCUGUCUGUGUACAGUUCGUUUCAUCCCACAUUUACUCAUCUGACAUGCAUGGUGGUCGUUUCACAGCCACACGCCUGACCCGGAGUUCACAGCAGAAGUUGUACUCAAAGAUGUCCCCGCUUCUCCUGGAUGAGUUUUAGAUGGCUCACCAUUUAGGUCGAGAUAAAAACAACAACAUAUUUAAAAAGUGUAUUUUAAAGACCUAGCUGAGAUUUUAAAGAAAUUAAAUCUCCGGAUUUGUCAAAUUUAAAUAGUUACUGAAUCACAUCUUUGUUACUGGAUUCUGCUUUGAAUUCCUUUGACCUGUUUCCUCCAUGUGAUACUGUGUUUUAUCACAUCAGUAUAUUGUAUCUUUCAAUGUUUUCUUACUUGGUGAAUGCUUUUUUUCCCUGUUGUUUCUUCAUUAACAAAAAGGAUGAGAAAAUACAAUCAGUAACAUUUACACAUGAAAAUAAAAUUUACAAGCUUGCCACAUCUGUUCUCCUAAUUCUUUAGUCAAAUUAACUAAACUGGAUCAUGCGGAAGAGUUGUAACAUUUAUGGAGCAUUUUUUGCCACUGCUGAGAAUAAAUGUUUGGAAAAAGAAAAAAGUGAAACCUUGUAAAAGUAAAGGGAUCUCUGACCUUUUAUCCUUUUAUAAGUGGGCAUCUCUGCAGACUUCUUGAGAGGGAAUUACCCAGAGUUCACUGCACUGUGAAGAAGCCUCUAAGAGAGGAGGGAAAGGACCGUGAAGACAUGGAAAUGAUUAAAAAAGACAGUAAAUAAGAGGCUUGGAAGACGCUUCAAAAACAAGUUAGAAAUAAGAAAUAUUGCCCAGAUACACCCACACACCUGUUUGAUCUUAUUUUUUCGAUCUCAGCAACAUGCUGAUGUGCA